AUGAAGGCUUUGCUGGGAGCUGCUGCAGCUGGGGUAAGACGGUUCUUUCCUGUGAGACCACUGACAUAAAAGGGCACAUAUGUCAAUCCUAAACCUUGUCUUUUGAUUGAGUUUCCAAACUCUUUGAAAACAGGAAGGAGUUGGGGCCUGUGUGUGUAUUCGCAUGUGUACAUGCUUGUCUAGUGUGUGUUUGUCUAUAACAAAUAAGUAGGUAUAGGCUUGAAGCAAACACAACUUCAUUUUAUAGAAGGAAUCUUUUAUGAACCAAACACCAGGUAUGAAGCCUAUUAAAGGGAAAUGGAUGCUCAUCUGCUGAGUCAUCUUAUUAGCAGAUUCUUAUCAGGCCCGCGGCCAUUUUUAGGAAUUGAACCGGACUUUUUAUGAGAAGCCACUUCUCCAAAUGUGUAGCCUACACCUGUGAACUGUUUAUCACAAGGUCUUCUAGCUAGAACACUUUUCAACGCAGUUUCUCUUUACAGCGUGAUAAAUUGUAAUGGGCAGUACAGUAGAAGGUUUCUUUACAACUCACCACAAUGUGAUUAUUAUUUUAAAAAAUUAACAGUAUGCUGUGGUUGUGAUGCUUUAACAACAGUAUGGAUUACAGGGAUAGUUUACAACAUACUAAUGCUCCAUUUCUGUGAUUUUUACAACCAUGGUGGAUGGAUGAUGGCUUCUUUACAGCAUGGUGGAUUCCUUGUAAUGAGGGUUUGCUUCUUCUCAGCCUUGUCCUAGUACCCGUUCCUAGCAGUCCCCAGUCUUGAGUCUGAGUUUCUGCAGUAACUAUUACAAUUAGAAGCAAGGUGUCCAAAGAAUACUUUCACAUCAAAGCCGCCCUGGAGACGCCGUAGCAGUCCAAAUUUGCGGUUCCUCUUUCUGUAAUGGCGAGUGCAAGGUUUUAGUUUUCCAAAUGCUUGCGGUUUGAAUUAAGAUAAUCUCAAUAUGUGGUGCUUUGAUGUUUGAGAAUAGUUUUGGGGCUUUUGAUACACAUAUGGGAUUCUUUUGAUUUAUUACAGUACACCGGUGCUGUGGUACCCACAACAUUGUCGUUGGGUUUACAGGCUGAAACGUGUAAUGAGAGGUUGGUUAGCUUUGGUGUGAGGCAGAAAAUCAUUGUUACAAAAACGUUGCUGGAGUAGCUUGGUAUGGCGCUUUAGGGCCCGUUCAGAUUUACUAGACUUGUUACUAGCACCGGUCUCUAAAAUCACAUAUUUCAUUUUUUGGUGUUCACAUUAGCUACACUUACUGUGGCUUCAGCGACACUAUGUUCUCUCUGCCCACCUCUAGUACUGUAAAUCUCACAGAAUGCUCUAUGAGCAGCUUCUCAUCUUAACAUUUAGGCCUACAAUACUUCAAUAAUACAACAUGAUACACCAAUUCACAAGCAUGUGCAGACAAUUUAAGAGGGUUUAUUUUCCCAUUUGCAAACUCAAAUUACAGGAUUCAGACAAUAACACGGAAGUCUGUUACGACGCCAAACUGCAGUCAGGUCAAGACCCUGGUGAGGACGAGAAGCAUGCCGAUCUGCUUCCCUGAGACUGGUCUUGACAGUUUGUGCAGAAAUUCUUCGAUUGUGCAAACCCUCAGUUUCAUCAGCUGUCUGGGUGGUUGGUCUCAGACGAUCCCGCAGGUGAAAAAGCCGGAUGUGGAGGUCCUGGGUUGUGAGGCCGGUUGGACGUACUGCCAAAUUCUCUAAAACAACGUUGGAUGUGUCUUAUCGUAGAGAAAUGAACAUUAAAUUCUCUGGCAACAGCUCUGGUGGACAUUCCUGCAGUCAGCAUGCCAAUUGCACCCUCCCUCAACUUGCGACAUCUGUGGCAUUGUGCUGUGUGACAAAAUUUCACAUUUUAGAGUGGCCUUUUAUUGUCCCCAGCACAAGGUGCACCUGUGUAAUGAUCAUGCUGUUUAAUCAGCUUCUUGAUAUGCCACACCUGUCGGGUGGAUGGAUUAUCUUGGCAAAUGAGAAAUGCUCACUAACAGGGAUGUAAACAAAUGUGUGCAUCAAAUUUGAGAGGCUUUUUGUGCGUAUGGACAAUCUCUGCAAUCUUUUAUUUCAGCUCAUGAAACAUGGGACCAACACUUUACAUGUUGCAUUUAUAUUUUUGUUCAGUUAGAUUAUAUUACAAUUUAAGAUAAUUACCUCAACAAACCAGGCUUCGUUUUAUACUAUAAUGCAAAUCAUUACAAUCAUUACAUGGGAUACAGUGCAUUCGGAAAGUAUUCAGACCCCUUGACAUUUUCCACAUUUUGUUAGGUUCUUUUUUUAAAACUGAUUUAAAUUGUAUUUUUUCCUCAUCAAUCUACACACAAUACCCGGUAAUGACAAAGCAAAACAGGUUUUUAGAUUUUUUUGCAAUUUAUGAAAACAAAAUAAGGAAAUAUCACAUUUACAUAAGUAUUCAGACCCUUUACGCAGUACUUUGUUGAAGCACCUUUGGCAGGGAUUACAGCCUUGAGUCUUCACAGGUAUGAGGCUACAAGCUUGGCACACCUGUAUUUGGGGAGUUUCUCCCAUUCUUCUCUGCAGAUCCUCUCAAGCUCUGUCAGGUUGGAUGCGGAGCAUCGCUGCACAGCUAUUUUCAGGUCUCUCCAGAGAUGUUAGAUCGGGUUCAAGUCUGGGCUCUGGCUGGGCCAUUCAAGGACAUUCAGAGACUUGACCGAAGCCACUCCUGUGUUGUCUUGGCUGUGUGCUUAGGGUUAUUGUCCUGUUGGAAGGUGAACCUUCGCCACAGUCUGAGGUCCUGAGCGCUCUGGAGCAGGCUUUCAUCAAGGAUCUCUCUGUACUUUGCUCCGUUCAUCUUUCCCCGAUCCUGACUAGUCUCCCAGUCCCUGCCGCUGAAGAACAUCCCCACAGCAUAAUGCUGCCACCACCAUGCUUCACCAUAGGGAUUGUGCCAGGUUUCCUCCAGAUGUGACACUUGUCAUUCAGGCCAAAGAGUUGAAUAUUGGUUCCAUCAGACCAGAAAAUCUUGUUUCUCAUGGUUCGAGAGUCCUUUAGGUGCCUUUUGGUAAACUCCAAGCGGGCUGUCGUGCCUUUUACUGAGGAGAGGCUUCCGUCUGGCCACUCUACCAUAAAGGCCUGAUUGGUGGAGUGCUGCAGAGAUGGUUGUCCUUCUGGAAGGUUCUCCUAUCUCCACAGAGGAACUCUGGAGCUCUGUCAGAGUGACCAUCGGGUUCUUUUGUCUACCCUUCCCCAGAUAUGUGCCUCGACACAAUCCUGUCUUGGAGCGCUACAGAUAAUUCCUUCGAACUCAUGGCUUGGUUUUUGCUCUGACAUGCACUGUCAAGUGUGGGAACUUAUAUAGACAGAUAGUCUGUGCCUUUCCAAAUCAUGUCCAAUCAAUUAAAUUUACUACAGGUGGACUCCAAUCAAGUUGUAGAAACAUCUCAAGGAUGAUCAAUAGAAACCGGAUCCACCUGAGCUCAAUUUCGAGUCUCAUUGCAAAAGGUCUCAAUACUUAUGUAAAUAAGGAAUGUUUUACAUUUAUUUUUUCAUAAAUUUGCAAAAAUGUAAAAAUAAACUAUUUUCGCUUCGUCAUUAUGGGGUAUAUAGGAUUUUUUUUAUUUUAUCCAUUUUAGAAUAAGGCUGUAACGUAACAAAAUGUGGAAAAAGUCAAGGUGUCUGAAUACUUUCCGAAUGCGCUGUAUACAGUGCCUUCAGAAAGUAUUCAUACCCCUUGACUUGUUCCAUGUUGUGUUUACAGCCUGAAUUCAAAAUGGGUUAAAUUGAUUUUUUUCUCACCCAUCUACACACUACCCCAUAAUGACAAAGUGAAAACAUGUAUUUUUUUAUUACAUUUUGCUAAUUUAUUGUAAAUAAACUGUAACUAGGCCACUCGGGAACAUUCAAUGUCAUCUUGGUAAGCAACUCCAGUGUAUAUUUGGCCUUGUGUUUUAGGUUAUUGUCCUGCUGAAAGGUGAAGGUCUCCCAGUGUCUGUUGUAAAGCAGACUGAACCAGCUUUUCCUCUAGGAUUUUGCCUGUGCUUAUUCAGUUUAUUUUAUCCUUUAAAAAAACUCCCUAGUCCUUGCCGAUGACGAGCAUACCCAUAACAGGAUGCAGCCACCACCAUGCUUGGAAAUAUGAAGAGUGGUUCCCAGUGAUGUGUUGGAUUUGCCCCAAACAGAAUGCUUUGUAUUCAGGACAUAACGUUUUUUUUCUUUGUCACGUUAUUUGCAGUUUUACUUAAGUGCCUUAUUGCAAACAGGAUGCAUGUUUUGGAAUAUCUUUUAUUCUGUACAGGCUUCCUUCUUUUCACUCUGUCAUUUAGGUUAGUAUUGUGGAGUAACUACAAUGUUGUUGAUCCAUCCUCAGUUUUCUCCUAUCACAGUCAUUAAACUCGCUAACUGUUUUAAAGUCACUAUUGGCCUCAUGGUGAAAUCCCUGAGCGGUUUCCUUCCUCUUUGGCAACUGAGUUAGGAGGGACGCCUGUAUCUUUGUAGUGGCUGGGUGUGUUGAUACACCAUCCAAAGUGCAAUUAAUUACUUCACCAUGCUCAAAGGGAUAUUACAUUUCUGCUUUAUUUUUUAUUAUUUAUAAGGUGCCCUUCUUUGCGAUGCAUCUGAAAACCUCCCUGGUCUUUGGUUGAAUCUCUUUGAAGUUCACUGCUCGAUUGAGGGACCUUAAAAUUAUCUGUAUGUUUGAGGUACAGAGAUGAGGUAGUCAUUCUAAUAUCAUGUCAAACACUUAUUGCACGCAGUCCAUGCAUCUUAUUAUGAGAUAUGUUAAGCACAUUUUUACUCCUGAACUUAUUUAGGCAUGCCAUAACAAAGGGGUUGAAUGCUUAUUGAGCUUUUCAUUUGUAAUUAAUUUGUAAGCAUUUCUAUAAACAUAAUUCCACUUUGACAUUAUGGGUUAUUGUGUGUAUGUCAGUGACACAAAAUCAAUUUUAAAUUCAGGCUGUAACACAACAAAUGUGGAAAAUGGGGGUGGAGGGGUGUGAAUAGUUUCUGAAGACACUGUAGCUAAGUAACAACUCCAUUCGUAAAAUGUAUAUAGUAUGUGUAAGCUGGAGGUAGAAGCCUAAGUGUUGUUGCCCAUUAGUUUACUCCAAUUAGGGGAGGGAUGAUAGGGUUAGAGGAAUAUAAUAAAGGAAAAUAUAUUAUUUCUAACAAUAUACACUACCAGUCAAAAGUUUGGACACACCUACUCAUUCCAGGAUCUUUCUUUAUUUUUACUAUUUUCUACAUUGUAGAAUAAUAGUGAAGACAUCAAAACUAUGAAAUAACACAUAUGGAACCAUGUAGUAACCAAUUUUUAUUUUACACAAAUCAAAAUAUAUUUGAGAUUCUUCAAAGUAGCCACCCUUUGCCUUGAUGACAGCUUUGCACACUCUUGGUAUUCUCUCAACCAGAUUCAUGAGGUAGUCACCUGGAAUGCAUUUCAAUUAACAGGUGUGCCUUGUUAAAAGUUAAUUUGUGGAAUGUAUUUCCUUCUUAAUGUUUUGAGCCAAUCAGUUGUGUUGUGACAAUGUAGGGGUGGUAUACAGAAGAUAGCCAUAUUUGGUAAAAGACCAAGUCCAUAUUAUGGCAAGAACAGCUCAAAUAAGCAAAGAGAAACAACAGUCCAUCAUUACUUUAAGACAUGAAGGUUAGUCAAUGUGGAAAAUUUCAAUAACUUUUAAAGUUUCUUCAAGUGCAGUCACUAUGAUGAAACUGGCUCUCAUGAGGACUGCCACAUGAAAGGAAGACCCAGAGUUACCUCUGCUGCAGAGGAUGUUCAUUAGAUUUAACUGCACCUCAGAUUGCAGCCCAAAUAAAUGCUUCACAGAGUUCAAGUAACAGACACAUCUCAACAUCAACUGUUCAGAGGAGACUGCGUGAAUCAGGCCUUCAUGGUCGAAUUGCUGCAAAGAAACCUCUACUAAAGGACACCAAUAUGAAGAAGAGGCUUGCUUGGGCCAAGAAACACGAGCAAUGUACAUUAGACCGGUGGAAAUCUGUCCUUUGGUCUGAUGAGUCCAAAUGUGAGAUUUUUGGUUCCAACCACCGUGUCUUUGUGAGACGCAGAGUACGUGAACGGAUGAUCUCCGCAUGUGUGGUUCCCACCGUGAAGCAUGGAGGAGAAGGUGUGAUGGUGUGGGGGUGCUUUGCUGGUAACACUGUUGGUGAUUUAUUCAGAAUUCAAGGCACACUUAACCAGCAUGGCUACCACAGCAUUCUGCAGCGACACACAGUCCCACUAAGCCCAAACCAGAUGGGAUGAUCAUUUUGUUUUUCAACAGGACAAUGACCCAAAACACACCUCCAGGCUGUGUAAGGGCUAUUUGACCAAGAAGGAGAGUGAUGGAGUGCUGCAUCAGAUGACCUGGCCUCCACAAUCACCCGACCUCAACCCAAUUGAGAUGGUUUGGGAUGAGUUGGACCGCAGAGUGAAGGAAAAGCAGCCAACAAGUGCUCAGCAUAUGUGAAAAUUCCUUCAAGACUGUUGGAAAAGCAUUCAUGGUGACUACCUCAUGAAGCUGGUUGAGAGAAUGCAAAGCUGUCAUCAAGGCAAAGGGUGGCUACUUUGAAGAAUCUCAAAUAGAAAAUAUAUUUAGAUUUACUAAAAAACAAUUGGGUUACUACAUGAUUCCAUAUGUGUUAUUUCGUAGUUUUGAUGUCUUCACUAUUAUUCUACAGUGUAGAAAAUAGUAAAAAAUAAAGAAACCCUUGAAUGAGUAUGUGUGUCCAAACUUUUGACUAGUACUGUAUAUUCUCCACAUAUUUACAAAAAAAAUGAGGGAUUGGAAAUGAUGCAGACAUUGACGGGUACUAAGCUAACAUAUGGAAUUGUUUUACGAAGGUCAUACCAAGGAUCAUUUAGUUAUUUGAUUUUGAAUUUUAAGACCCCUUGAAGUAUAAAAAAAUAUAUAUAAAACAAUUAUUUGAUGAAGCAUUUCGCUAUACCUGCAAUAACAUUUGCUGAAUAUGUGUAUGCGACCAAUACAUUUUGAUUUACUGCUAUUAGCCCAUAAAAACAUAUUGAAUAACAGAUUCACCUACAUGGAACAACAGUCCUCCCAAAAAAAUCUAAAGAAAGUUUGCUGUCCUUUAUCUGAGAGAUAUAAGAGAUCAGGAAACAAUUUUUUUGAAAUGUAUUUAACACCUUAGUUUAGUGCCAAAAAUAUCUCCAUAUACUUCCAUACAUUUUUACUGGUACCAGGGGACCUUCAGAUGAGUCUUGUGAGGGUGUCCUAUAGCAAACCAACCAACAUGUACAUGUUUGUGAGAGUCUCGCCAUAUUAGUGUGUAGCCCAAACUGUUCUGACACUACAGACAGAAGUUGGCAGAUCGGCUGUCCCAAGACUCUUGUGGGGGUCGUAGAGCAAAACGGAUAACACCAUCGUGUUCAUGAGUCUCUUCUUUCCAUAGAGUAAUAGUUUGUUGGCCGUUUGGACGCUACAAACAAUUUAGUGAGAAGACCAAUUUUGGGGAUGUCUCAUGGUUUGCCACACUGCUCUAGCUCUGCCACCUUUCACCACAGAUGUGGAAGUGCGACAUCACCGGAUGUUGUGGAUUGAGACGCAGGCAAUGCAAAAAAACGGAUCUUUAGCUUAAACUGACUGAUAUGGAUGGGGAUUGUUUUAUUAUGCUAAUUAUUUUUCCAGGGGCCGUGGAAUUCCACUUUAAGGGGUUAAGAUUUUUACUGUACGAGGUUUGGGCUCAACGAGACAAUUCGCUUUUACACAGUCCUGCUUGGAGGGGGGCAGCUCUCUGGGAAGGGUCAUGCGCUAACUCUGGAGGUAGCGUUCAAGACGUGAGAAAUGUGCUGCUCUAACUGUUUUUCUGUGAUUAGAGCUAUAAAAGGUUGUCCUUCAACCAGUCUCUCGUUCCUUGUUACACUUCUAUAUAGGCUAGGAUAUGUAGCCUAUUUAUAGCCAACUUGAUGGGUAGAUUUGCUCUUGUGCGGAAGGCACGUUGCAUUUCAGGAUAGCUAGGCUCAUUGCUAACUACCCUAAUACUUGCUCUACAUAGAUGGGAGUAGGCCUAUUUGAUAUUAACACUACAUAGAACCCUUUAGAAGGUCCUGUGUGGCUGUUGGUAGAGCAUGGCACUUGCAACGCCAGAGUUGUGGGUUCGAUUCCCAUGGGGAACCAGUAUGAAACUGUAUGCACUUACUAAUACUGUAAGUGACUCUGGAUAAGAGCGUCUGCUAAAUGACUAAAAUGUAAAAUGUAAUCGUGGGGUUCUGUCAUUUGUCCAGCUUUCAAAGGGUUGUGCUGGUGUUUUGUUUUGGGUCUGCAUGCCUGUUGUUUAUUUGUAAAACAUUAAAACAGUAGCCUAUGUUCUUUUGGAAACGUAAAGAUGUGUGUGUUAGCAUAUAUUUGUCCUUGAUGCAGUUGCUCAGUUUGCAUGGAAGAAGAUAUCCAGACGUUUCAGCCACAAAAAAGAAUGAGUCACUGCUAGUAAAAAAACAAAAACAUUUCUGUCCUCUGCUAGCGUUUCCUUUCCCACUCUGCGGAAGGAUAAUCUAUAGAAUCCCAUUGGGAUAAGUAGCUUGUUUAUUUUCGGAAAGAUUUUUAUUCUAAGUCUUAAACCCAAAGUGGACUGCUGAAGCUUGACGGCCUUCCUCCGGUUUAGGUACAGGGGGGGGGUGUCUCUCCCCUUUUCUAAUGCUAAUGAAAGAGGAACGGUUUUCCAGCUUUUAGCUUGCAGAGUGUGUCUCUCCUGUAGCAUGCUCCAUUGCCUGGACAUUGUGAGAGCACAAAACUCCAGGCCUGGGAUCCAAUAACGUGAAAUUUCAGCAGAGAAGCAGCCAUUGUGUAGAGAGGCAGCCGGGGAGGGGGAUGGAUAGGGGUGGGAGGAUAGGGAGGACGGGUGGGAAGGAAGGGAGGGCGAUCACCCAGGGCUAAGGCCACAUCGUCCCUCUCCUCCUCCUACUCUCGCCCUCUCCUGUCUUACUUUCAGGCCUCCUUCCCCUCCUCCUCUCCCCUCGGGCUGGGAAGCCCGGGGGCUGAGGCAGAGCAUGAUGGCAUGCUGGAGCUCUGUGAGCCAUGGGCCAGGGCCACAGACAAACGGCCACUUUGUCAGGCCAGGAAAUGGUUGUCCCAGGAUCCCCCUUCUCCACCACACACUGAAGCAGCAAGACCCUCUGGGCGCAGGCCUGGCCAGCACGUGCUCUCAAGUACAGCCCUAGCCUACAGCCCUUUAUGUUGCUGUUCCUGCUGUGUGUUUGCUGUGUGUUUGGAUGGCUUGUACUGUGGUGGUGUGUGUAAUGUAUAGCCUAGUUUGGGGAAGUUGAGCUGGUUUAGCGGUAGUUCUGGGCUGUGGGAGUCCGGGAGGAAAAAACAAUUGCAGAACAAGCUCUAUUUUGGUGACCUCUGGUACAUUCUAAUGCCGUAAUUCCAUCCAAAAUACACAGCUAAAUAAUUGAUUACUUUACCUCCCAUAUUUACAGUUUUACUGCAAGGUAUGAAUUGCCACAAUUAUGUUUGUUUUUCAAAUUAUAUAUUUGGGUGAACUAUCCCUUUAUCAGUUUGGCCUGUCAAUCAAGGAUGUUUGUGAGUCACGUGGUAGGGUUUCAGACCUGUCAGUCAACCACAGUGGGUGGGACUUUGAGGGAAGGCACUAGAUUAGUAUUCUAGUCAGAAAAACGAGUCUAGUCUACCAUUUCAAUUUAAUUUAUUGUGACAAACUAAAACUAAUCUACGCUUUUAUAUUUUGUUAAUUUUGUUAACCUAAGGAAAAAGGUUGUGUUCUGUAAAGUAAACAUGGAUUCAAUAUAGAAAUACGGGAAAACAUUUUAUUUUUUUUAUGUUCAGGGGGAGGACCCCCAGACCCCCCGCCAGAUUGUGCACCUCCACUUUUAUACAUGAAUAGACUUAAAAGUUUGUUUUGAAGAAUGAAGCAGGUGUUAAACAUGGGCUUUGCCACACAGAAGCAGUUGACUACUCCAUUGUUGACACUAAUCAAAUCAGUAGGCCUAUAUCAAUAUCUUUAACAAUAACAUAAGUACCUUCGGUAAGUAUUCAGACCCCUUGACUUUUUCCACAUUUUGUUAGGUUACAGCCUUAUUCUAAAAUUGAUUAAAUUGUUUUUUCCCCUCAUCAAUCUACACACAAUACUCCAUAAUGGCAAAGCAAAAACAGGUUUUUAGACAUUUUUGCUAAUUUAUUAAAAAUAAAAAACAUAAAUAACAUUUACAUAAGUAUUCAGGCCCUUUUCUCAGUACUUUGUUGAAGUAUCUUUGGCAGCAAUUACAGCCUUGAGUCUUCUUGGGUAUGACGCUACAAGCUUGGAACGCCUGUAUUUGGGGAGUUUCUACUAUUCUUCUCUGCAGAUCCUCUCAAGCUCUGUCAGGUUGGAUGGGGAGCGUUGCUGUACAGCUAAUUUCAGGUCUCGCCAGAGAUGUUCGAUCGGGUUAAAGUCCGGGCUCUGGCUGGGCCACUCAAGGAUAUUCUGAGACUUGUCCCGAAGCCACUCCUGCGUUGUCUUGGCUGUGUGCUUAGGGUUGUCGUCCUGUUGGAAGGUGAACCUUCACCCCAUUCUGAGAUCCUGAGCGCUCUGGAGCAGGUUUUCAUCAAGGAUCUCUCUGUACUUUGCUCUGUUCAUCUUUGCCUCGAUCCUGACUAUUCUCCCAGUCCCUGCUGCUGAAAAACACCCCCACAGCAUUAUGCUGCCACCACCGUGCUUCACUGUAGGGAGGAUGCCAGGUUUCCUCCAGACCUGACGCUUGGCAUUCAGGCCAAAGAGUUGAAUCUUGGUUUCAUCAGACCAGAGAAUCUUGUUUCUCAUGGUCUGAGAGUCCUUUAGGUGUCUUUUUGCAAACUCCCAAGUGGGCUGUCAUGUGCCUUUUACUGAGGAGUGGCUUCCGUCUGGCCAAUCUACCAUAAAGGCCUGAUUUGGUGGAGUGCUGCAGAGAUGAUUGUCCUUCUGGAAGGUUCUCCCGUCUCCACAGUGGAACUCUGGAGCUCUGUCAGAGUGACCAUCGGGUUCUUGGUCACCUCCCUGACCAAGGCCCUUCUCGCCCGAUUUGCUCAGUUUGGCAGGGCGGCCAGCUCUAGGAAGAGUCUUGGUGGUUCCAAACUUCUUCCAUUUUAAGAAUGAUGGAGGCCACUGUGUUCUUGGGGAUCUUCAAUGCUGCAGAAAUGUUUUGGUACCCUUCCCCAGAUCUGUGCCUCGACACAAUCCUGUCUCGGAGCUCUACGGACAAUUCCUUCGACCUCAUGGCUUUGUUUUUGCUCUGACAUGCACUGUCAACUGUGGGACCUUAUAUAGACAGGUGUGUGCCUUUCCAAAUCAUGUCCAAUCAAUUGAAUUUACCACAGGUGGACUCCGAUCAAGUUGUAGAAACAUCUUAAGGAUGAUCAAUGGAAACAGGAUGCACCUAAGCUCAAUUUCGAGUGGCAUGGCAAGAGGUCUGAAUACUUAUGUAAAUAAGGUAUUUAAGUUUUUGUAUUUUAAUACAUUUGCAAAAAAAUCACUUUGUCAUUGGGGUAUUGUGUGUAGAUUGCUGAGGAUGAGUAUUUUAUUUGAUCCAUUUUAGAAUAAGGCUGUAGCGUAACAAAUGUGGAGAAAGUCAAGGGGUCUGUAUACUUUCCGAAGGCACUGUGUGUAUAUACAAAAGUAUGUGGACACCCCUCCAAAUUAGUGGAUUCGGCUAUUUCAGCCACACCCAUUGCUGACAGGUGUACACAGCUAUGCAAUCUCCAUAGACAAACAUUGGCAGUAGAAUGGUUUUACUAAAGAGCUCAGAGACUUUCAACGUGGCACCGCCAUAGGAUGCCACCUUUCCAACAAGUCAGUUCGUCAAAUUUCUGCCCUGCUAGAGCUGCCCCGGUCAACUGUAAGUGCUGUUAUUGUGAGGUGGAAACGUCUAGGAGCUACAACAGCUCAGCCGCGAAGUGGUAGGCCACACAAGCUCACAGAACGGGACCGCCGAGUGCUGAAGCGCGUAAACAUCAUCUGUCCUCGGUUGCAACACUCACUACCGAGUUCCAAACUGCCUCUGGAAGCAACGUCAAUGCAAUAACUGUUCGUCGGGAGCUUCAUGAAAUGGGUUUCCAUGGCCGAGCAGCCACACACAAGACUAAGAUCACCAUGCGCAAUGCCAAGCGUCAGCUGGAGUGGUUUAAAGCUCGCCACCAUUGGACUCUGGAGCAGUGAAAACGCGUUCUCUGAAGUGAUGAAUCACGCUUCACCAUCUGGCAGUCUGACGGACGAAUCUGGGUUUGGCGGAUGCCAGGAGAACGAUACCUGCCCCAAUGCAUAGUGCCAACUGUAAAGUUUGGUGGAGGAAUAAUGGUCAGGGGCUGUUUUUCAUGGUUCGGGUUAAGCCACAAAGCAAGGUCCAUACAGAAUUGUUUUGUUGAUCAGUGUGGAAGAACUUGACUGGCCUGCACAGAGCCCUGACCUAUACCCCAUCGAACACCUUUGGGAUGAUUUGGAACACCAACUGCGAGCCAGGCCUGAUCGCCCAACAUCAGUGCCCGACUUCACUAAUGCUCUUGUGGCUGAAUGGAACCAAGUCCCCGCAGCAAUGUUCCAACAUCUAGUGGAAAGCCUUCCCAGAAGAGUGGAGGCUGUUAUAGCAGCAAAGGGGGGACAACUCCAUAUUAAUGCCUAUGAUUUUGGAAUGAGAUGUUCGACUAGCAGGUGUCAACAUACUUUUGGUUAUGUAGUGUAUCGUGACGUUAGCUUUUGUAACCUUCAAUCUGUCUUCUUUUUAUCGUAUUUUGUACCAGAAUGAGGCCCUCUCCACUACCUAUGGUUCCUGCAGUGAGGAUUCAACUUCUUCAUCGAAUGUUUUCAUAAUUGAUCUGCAGAUUAUCGCCAAAAAACAGUAGUAGCCUACCAGUAUGCAAAUUAGGGAAACAAAUGAACUGCUCUCUCACCUACGCGAUUCAGGUUCCGUUGACCUAACAAAUUAGUUCAAAAAGAGCAGUUCGUUCACGAACAACCCAUCACUAGGCUACACUGACAUGUCACUUUAGCAGUCAUGGGCUUCGAAUCCUAGGAAAAUACAAACAAGAUAUUUUGGUUUACUUGUCCUGAUGCGAUACCAUGGACAUGACUAUGUUGUAUGUUUAUGAAUAGCAAAGGAUAUAGGAGAUUUACUUUAUUCAGUCAGUUCGACACUUUUUAUAAGCUAGUCGACACAAGCUGUUCGGUCGGCAAUCAAAGCGCAGUAAAUAGCCUAUGUUCCUUGACUACGUGGCUGGGUAUAUAGGCCUAUGAAACACAGAAAAUAUAAUAAAUCAAUGUGCCACAAAAUAAUAAUUAAAGGUGCAAUAUGCAGAAAUCGCCCUGCCUUUUCCUGGUUGCUAAAAUUCUAAUAGUUCGCCUAAUUUCAUUUUUUGAGAAAACAAGCAAUGUGUAGAGAAUCAUUGUACCAUCUAAACCGCUGUGAAAUAUCCUUUUCAUAACCAAAAAUAUUGUAUUUUCAGCUCUUUUGAAGCUGGUGUACAAUACCGAAGUAAAAGAUGCAAAAACGAAACUUAAAUCCGGGAAGCCUAGAAAUAGCGCACAUAGAACAGAUCUACCACUUCUUAGAUUUGCUUUCAAUGAGUGACAGAUCUAUAACUCACUUUUCGAUGUGAAUUUGGUCGGGUUGCCCAAAAAGUAUAUAUUGUUGCUUUAAGUGGGUUUCAACUCAUCCUUACCACUACAUGGGACGUGUAAAUUAACUCACAGGAGACUCAUCAUGCUCUCUCUCCUCCGUGAAAAUAAAUUUGACUGCAGCCAACCACAGCACACAAAAAUAACACAGGUGCCGAGAAGCCGGACAGACUGCAGACUGACAAACUAGCAGUGUUUUCCUGUAAUCACUCACUUUUUGACUGACAGGUGCCUGUCCUACCAAUAGAAAACUAGAAGAUGCGUAUCGUUAUUCUAUAGUUGGAGAAGGCGAUACAGACUUUUCUGACUAGAGAAUUGAAACUUUUAAAUUAAAAGAAGCCUAGUUAAUGAAAUGGAAACAGUAGCCGACUGACAAUGAGUCUGUUAUCGGCUGUUUAGCGCUUAUGGAAAACACUGGUUUAGGUAUGAAAUCACAGGCAAGCAGUUGUGGUAUAACAAAAACUGCAUGUGAUUGAAAGUGUCUUUCUGUUUAUUUCACCAAAGCUUAUUAGGUAAUUUAGACAGUUCUAUAAUUUUUUGUUGUUGACAAAUACAUUGUUUACAAACAAUGGCGUAAAACCUUAUAUUUUUUUGCUUUGAAAUCUCACAUCUGUCUUCAUACAUCCAACUAGAUUGUAUUGAGAGGGGUGUUUGAGUGAACUCAACAAACCUGUUUGGCUAGCCUAUGUUGAGGAAGAUUAUAUAAUCCUGAAAUGCGCAUAUAGGCUACGCUCUUAUACGAGAAGAGGAGACCUAUGCCCUAGUUUGGUGAUGAACUUGAGGGGUUUUAAAUCCGGAUGAGAGCUGUCGACUCCCUCCCUUCCCCUUCCCACACCCCCUUUCUCCCCCUCGCUCUCUCAUUCCCUCUGUUUUCUUCUACUUUUUGUCGGAAAUGAAGUCGGUCAUCCAUCAGAAUAACUUGGAAUAAUUUUGAAUGGGGGGGCUGAGGCAGGGCUCCUCUCUCUCUUUUCUCUCUCUCCCUCUCUGCUUGCGGGCCCAAGCCAGCUGAUCCACUUCCGCUCUCAUUGUGUGUCCAGUGGACUGUGCACCCAGUGAGGGGCACGGAGCCCAACCUUUGUCUCCAUGGACCGCCCCGCUCUGUACAGGACAGGGGGGUUGUGUUUGUGCAUGUUAGGGCCCUAUAAAAUCUGUGAUGCAGAAAACACAGACGUAAUCACGGAAUCUAGAUAUUAAAACUGAAUUCAACAAUAUAGAAAAAUAUAUUGAACUUCGUAGGGAAUCAACUAAAUGUAUUGAAAACGAAUGUGCCUAAGUUGAACAGACAUGAACAUAAUGCAUCAGCGAUUCGUAUUUCCUGCUAGUUUCUGAAGAGGCAAUGAGAAUUGCCCCUGUCUGUAUGUGCGGUGGCUGUUGGCAACGAUGCUAAUGAAAACAUCUUCUAGUAGAUGGAAAGGCUUUCCCAAUAACCUUUUCAAUCAAUCACAUGUAUUUAUAAAUCCCUUUUUACAUCAGCAGUUGUCACAAAGUUCUUAUUCAGAAACCGAGCCUAAAACCCCAGAGAGCAAGCAAUGCAGAUGUAGAAGCACGGUGGCUAGGAAAAGCUCCCUAGAAAGGCUGGAACCUAGGAUAAAACCUAGAGGGGAACCAGGCUCUGAGGGGUGGCCAGUCCUCUUCUGGCUGUGACGGGAGGAGAUCAUAGGAGUACAUGGCCAUAAUGCCAGAUCUUUCUUCAAGAUGUUCAAACGUUCAUAGAUGACCAGCAGGGUCAAAUAAGAAUCACUGUGGGUUAUAGAGGGUGCAACAGGUCAGCACCUUAGGAGUAAAUGUCAGUUGGCUUUUCAUAGCUGAGCAUUUAGAGGUCGAGACACAAGAUGCAGAGAGGGAGAGAGGGAUGAAACAGCAGGUCCGGGACAAGGUAGCACAACCAGUGAACAGGUCAGGGUUCCAUAGCUGCAGGCAGAACAGCAGGAACUGUAUCAGCAGCACGACCAGGUGGACUAGGGACAGGGACAGCCAGGAGUCAUCAGGCCACGUAAACCUGAGGCAUGGUCCUAGGGCUCAGGUCCUCCGGGAGGGGCGGGGGGAAGAGGGAGAUGGGAGAAUUAGAGGGAGCAUAGUUAAGAUCACACAGGACACCAGAUAAGACAGGAGAGUUACACUAGAUAUGCCAGAUUGACCCUAGCCCCCUGGCACAUAGACUAUUGCAGCAUAGAUACUGAAGACUGUGAGCGUGUGGGGGGUUGGGGGACACUGUGGCCCGGUCCAAAGUUCAAGGGAUAUCAACAGACCACUAACUUACUACGCUCAGACAAGGUAAAGUAUAGCCCAUGAAGAUCUCACCUACCGCCUGAGGACAGGAACGAUGGGAGAGCGCAAGCAAGCCAGUGACCCAACCCCCGUAAUAGGCUCAGAGGCAGAGAAUCCCAGUGGAGAGAGGGGUUCCGGCCAGGCAGAGACAAAAAGGGUGGAUCGUCGCUCCGGUGCCUUGCCGUUCACCUUCGCUCCCCUAGGCCAGACUACACUCAAUCAUAGGACCUACGGAAGAGAUGAGUCUUCAGUAAAGACUUAAAGGUUGAGACCGAGUCUUUCUCUCUCACAUGGAUCGGCAGACCAUUCUAUAAAAAUUGAGCUAUAUAGGAGAAAGCCCUGCCUCCAGCCAUUUGUUAAAAAAAUUUGAGGAACAAUGAGGCUUGCGUCUUUGGCAGAUAGGUAGGAAGAAGUCCAUGUAAUGCUUUGUAGGUUAGCAGUAAAACCUUAAAAUCAGCCCUAGUCUUGUCAAGAUUCAAAUAGCUGUAUUUUGGACUAGCUGAAGUUUAUUUAGUGCCUUAUCUGGGUAGCCGGAGAGUAGAGCAUUGCAGUAGUUUAAUCUUGAAGUGACAAACACAUGGAUGAGCUUUUCUGUAUCAUUUUUGGACAAAAGUUUCAGAUUUAUGCAAUGUUGCAAGAUGGAAAAAGGCUGCUCUUGAAAUAUUUUGGAUAUGUUCGUCAAAAUAGAUCAGGGUCCAGAGUAACACAGAGGUCCUUCAAUUUUAUUUUUGAUUACUGUACAACCAUCAAGAUUCCUUGUCAGAUCCGACAGCAGAUCUUUGUUUCUUGGGACCUAGAACUUGCAUCUCUGUUUUGUCUGAGUUUAAAAGUACAAAAAUUGAAGUCAUCCUCUUUCUUAUGUCUGAAAUCGCAUCUCUGCAUGUCUGGCAGACAUAUCAGUAUGGAUGACGGAUCACCACCUCAAGCUGAACCAUGGCAAGACGGAGCUGCUCUUCCUCCCGGGGAAGGACUGCCUGUUCCAUGAUCUCGCCAUCACGGUUGACAACUCCGUUGUGUCCUCCUCCCAGAGUGUGAAGAGCCUUGGCGUGACCCUGGACAACACCCUGUCGUUCUCCGCUAACAUCAAGGCGGUGACCCGAUCCUGUAGGUUCAUGCUCUACAACAUUCGGAGAGUACGACCCUGCCUUACACAGGAAGCGGCACAGGUCCUAAUCCAGGCACUUGUCAUCUCCCGUCUGGAUUACUGCAACUCGCUGUUGGCUGGGCUCCCUGCCUGUGCCAUUAAACCCCUACAACUCAUCCAGAAUGCCGCAGCCCGUCUGGUGUUCAACCUUCCCAAGUUCUCUCACGUCACCCCGCUCCUCCGCACACUCCACUGGCUUCCAGUUGAAGCUCGCAUCUGCUACAAGACCAUGGUGCUUGCCUACGGAGCUGUGAGGGGAACGGCACCUCCGUACCUUCAGGCUCUGAUCAGUCCCUACACCCAAACGAGGGCAUUGCGUAAUGCUUCUACCCCCCCUUACCCCCCCCCCCCCCCCUCAAAAAAAUAAAAAUAAAAUGGUAAAGUGGUUAUCCCACUGGCUAUAAGGUGAAUGCACCUAUUUGUAAGUCGCUCUGGAUAAGAGCGUCUGCUAAAUUACGUAAAUGUAAAUGAAACACAAGUUUCCAGGGUAGGCAAUUUUGGGCCCUUCACCAAGUUUCAUCGAAAUGUACAGCUGUGUGUUGUCCGCAUAGCAGUGAAAGUUGACAUUGUGUUUCCGAAUGACAUCAACAAGAGGUAGGAUACAGAGGGAAAACAAUAGUGUUCCUAGAACGGAACCUUGACGAACACCGAAAUGUACAAUUGAUUUGUCAUAGGACAAACCUUCCACAGAGACUAACUGCUACCUAUCCGACAGAUAAGAUCUAAACCAGGCAAGAACUUGUCCGCGUAGACCAAUUACGGUUUCCAAUCUCUCCAAAAGAAGGUGGUGAUCGAUGAUGUCGAAAGCUGCACUAGGGUGUAGGAGCACAAGGACAGACGCAGAGCCUUGGUAUGACACCAUUAAAAGGUAAUUUACCACCUUCACAAGUGCUGCCUUAGUACUAUGAUGGGAUCUAAAACCAGACCAGAGCAUUUCGUAUACAUUAUUUUGUCUUCAGGAAGGCAGUGAGUUGUUGAGCAACAGGAAUGGGUGAUAAGAUUUAGGCCAAAUUUAUUUAAUUUUAUAGGGGUAAAGGUUUGGCUUUUUCAGUACAGGCUUUAUUACUGCCACUUUUAGUGAGUUUGGUACACAUCCGGAGGAUAGGGAGACGUUGAUUAUUUUCAACAUAGGAGGGCCAAACACAGGAAGUAGCUCUUUCAGUAGUCUAAUUGGAAUAGGGUCCAGUAGACAGCUGGAAGGUUUAGAGGGCAACACUAUAUUUGUGAAUGUGUCAAGAGUCUCCAUUGAGCCGACGUCCUGGCAGUUAUGUGCUGGCUCAGGACAACUGAGAUUUGGUGAAAUACGCAUAUUCCGUAAUUGUUUUCUAAUUAUGAUAUUUUCAUCGAAGAAGUUCAUGAAUUUGUCACUGCUUGAAGUGAAGGCCAUCCAUACUUGGGGAAUGCUGCUUUUUAGUUAGCCUUCCGACAGUAUGAAAAAUAAAUGUUGGAUUGUUUCUAUUCUCCUUAAUCAGGUUGGAAAUGUAGGAUGAUCAAUCAGCAGUGAGGGCUUUUCGAUAUUGAAUGGUACGGUCUUUCCAAGCUAGUCGGAAGACAAUUUUCUGGAUGCUUGCUUCAAGGCUCAGGUAUUUUCUGUAUAUCAGGAAGCUAGUUUUGUUUGACAAUAUUUUUUGGUUUUUAGCGGUGCAACUGCAUCUAAGGUAUUACGUAAGGUUACGGAAAGUUUAUUUCCUCGGUUAGGUGGUUAACUGAUUUUUGUACUCAGACGUCCUUGGAUAGGUGGAGGGAGUCUGGAAGGGCAUCUAGGAAUCUUUGGGUAGUCGAAUAAUUGUAAUAAUCCUUAGUUGGGGUCUAAGCGAAUGAUUUGUUGCGAUUGCAAACGUAAUAAGAUGGUGGUCCACUAUCUAUUUCAUGGGACAAAACUAAAUCCAGGGUAUGACUGUGGGAAUGUGUAGGACCCGAGACAUGUUGGGCAAAACCCAAGGGACCAGAGGGAAAGAAACUCUAGACCACAUUUACUCCACACACAGAGACACAUACUAAGCUCUCACUCGCCCUCCAUUUGGCAAAUCUGACUAUAACUCUAUCCUCCUGAUUCCUGCUUAUAAGCAAAAACUAAAGCAGGAAGCACCAGUGACUCGGUUAAUAAAAAAGUGGUCAGAUGACGCAGAUGCUAAGCUACAGGACUGUUUUGCUAGCACAGACUGGAACAUGUUCCGGGAUUCUUCAGAUAGCAUUGAGGAGUACACCACAUCAGUCACUGGCUUCAUCAAUAAGUGCAUCGAUGACGUCGUCCCCACAGUGACUGUACGUACAUACCCCAACCAGAAGCCAUGGAUUACAGGCAACAUCCGUGCUGAGCUAAAGGGUAGAGCUGCCGCUUUCAAGGAGCGGGACUCUAACCCGGACGCUUAUAAGAAAUCCCGCUAUGCCCUCCGAUGAGCCAUCAAACAGGCAAAGAGUCAAUACAGGACUAAGAUUGAAUCGUACUACACCGGCUCUGACGCUCGUCGAAUGUGGCAGGGCUUGAAAACUAUUACAGACUACAAAGGGAAGCACAGCCACGAGCUGCCCAGUGACACAAGCCUACCAAACGAGCUAAACCACUUCUAUGCUCGCUUCGAGGCAAGCAACACUGACGCAUGCAUGAGAGCACCAGCUGUUCCGGAUGACUAUGUGAUCACGCUCUCCGUAGCCGAUGUGAGUAAGACUUUUAAGCAGGUCAACAUUCACAAGGCUGCAGGGCCAGACGGAUUACCAGGACGUUUACUCUGAGCAUGUGCUGACGAACUGGCAAGUGUCUUCACCGACAUUUUCAACAUGUCCCUGACUGAGUCUGUAAUACCAAGCAGACCACCAUAGUCCCCGUGCCCAAGGACACUAAGAUAACCUGCCUAAAUGACUACCGACCCUUGGCACUGAUGUCUGUAGCCAUGAAGUGCUAUGAAAGGCUGGUCAUGGCUCACAUCAACACCAUUAUCCCAGAAACCCUAGACCCACUCCAAUUUGCAUACCGCCCCAACAGAUCCACAGCUGAUGCAAUCUCUAUUGUACUCCACACUGCCCUUUCCCACCUGGACAAGAGGAACACCUACGUGAGAAUGCUAUUCAUUGACUACAGCUCAGUGUUCAACACCAUAGUGCCCUCAAAGCUCAUCACUAAGCUAAGGACCCUUGGACUAAACACCUCCCUCUGCAACUGGAUCCUGGACUUCCUGACGGGCCGCCCCCAGGUGGUAAGGGUAGGUAACAACACAUCUGCCACACUGAUCCUCAACACGGGGGCCCCUCAGGGGUGCGUGCUCAGUCCCCUCCUGUACUCCCUGUUCACCCAUGACUGCAUGGCCAGGCACGACUCCAACACCAUCAUUAAGUUUGCAGACGACACAACAGUGGUAGGCCUGAUCACCGACAACGAUGAGACAGCCUAUAGGGAGGAGGUCAGAGACCUGGCCGUGUGGUGCCAGGAUAACAACCUCUCCCUCAAUGUGACCAAGACAAAGGAGAUGAUUGUGGACUACAGGAAAAAAAAGAGGACUACGCAUGCCCCCAUUCUCAUCGACGGGGCUGUAGUGGAACAGGUUGAGAGCUUCAAGUUCCUUGGUGUCCACAUCACCAACGAACUAUUAUGGUCCAAACACACCAAGACAGUCGUGAAGAGGGCACGACAAAGCCUAUUCCCCCUAAGGAGACUGAAAAGAUUUGGCAUGGGUCCUCAGAUCCUCAAAAAAUUAUACAUCUGCACCAUCGAGAGCAUCCUGACUGGUUGCAUCACCGCCUGGUAUGGCAACUGCUUGGCCGUCUGACUGCAAGGCACUACAGAGGGUAGUGUGUACGGCCCAGUACAUCACUGUGGUCUAGGUCCAAAAGACUUCUCAACAGCUUCUACCCCCAAGCCAUAAGACUCCUGAACAGCUAAUCAUGGCUACCUGGACUAUUUGCACUGCCCCUCCCACCCCCAUCUUUUUACGCUGCUGCUACUCUGUUAAUUAUUUAUGCAUAGUCACUUUAAUUCUACCCACAUGUACAUAUUACUUCAACUACCUCAACUAGCAGGUGCCCCCGCACAUUGACUCUGCACCGGUACCCCCCUGUAUAUAUAGCCUCCCUACUGUUAUUUUAUUUUACUUCUGCUCUUUUUUUCUCAACACUUUUUUGUUUUAUUCUACUUUUUUAUUAAAAAUAAAUGCACUGUUGGUUAAGGGCUGUAAGUAAGCAUUUCACUGUAAUGUCUGCACCUGUUGUAUUCGGCGCAUGUGGCCAAUAAAAUUUUAUUUUAUUUGGUUGCAUCACCGCCUGGUAUGGCAACUGCUCGGCCUCCGACUGCAAGGCACUACAGAGGGUAGUGCGUACGGCCCAGUACAUCACUGGGGCCAAGCUUCCUGCCAUCCAGGACCUCUAUACCAGGCGGUGUCAGAGGAAGGCCCUCAAAAUUGUCAACAACUCCAGCCACCCUAGUCAUAGACUGUUCUCUCUUCUACCGCACGGCAAGCGGUACCGGAGCGCCAAGUCUAGGUCCAAAAGGCUUAUCAACAGAUUCUACCCCCAAUCCAUAAGACUCCUAAACAGCUAAUCAUGGCUACCCUGACUAUUUGCACUGCACAAAUCUGAGCUGACUACACAGACUGGGGCAGACUCCACUAAGCUGGCAGGCUGGCUAUCUCAUUGAGGAGUUAGAGCCCUGUCUAUGUUGAUGGAUAAGAUGAGAGCACCCCUCCAGCUAGGAUGGAGUCUGUCACUACUCAGCAGGCCAAUCUUGGUCGUGUUUGUGGGUGAGUCCCAGAAAGUGGGCCAAUUAUUAACAAGUGUGAUCUUUUGGGAGGGGCAGAAAACAGUUUUCAACCAGCAAUUGAAUUGUGCGAGUCUGCUGUAGAGCUCAUCACUCCCCCUAACUGGGAGGGGACCAUAGACAAUUACUCGAUGCCGACACAUCUUUCUGUCAAAGUAACACGCUGAAGCUAUGUUGUGCUUGGUGACCUGACUGUUUCAUCCUAACAUCGUUGGUGCCGACGAGGAUAACAAUAUCACUAUACACUCGCCAGUUUUAGCCUCAGCCAUCACCAUCUUCAGAUUAGCCUUUACGUCGGUAGCCCUGCCCCCUGCUAAACCAAUGUAUGAUCACUGGAUGAUUCUUUUGAAGUCUAAUAUUGUGGGUAAUGGAGUUGCCAAUGACUAGGGUUUUCAAUCUGUCAGAGCUAAUGGUGGGAGGCUUCGGUGGCUCAGACCCCGUAACUGGUGGAGGAGAGACCCGAGAAUGCUCGGGUUCUGACUUUGACUCAUUGCUUAGUGGGGAAAACCGGUUGCACAUUUAUUUUCAAUUAAAUGUUAGCUAGAAUUAGCAUAUGCUUACCUGGCAGAAUGAUAUCAUGAUUAGUUGCAUCAAUCCAGUGGGUAUUUGUUUUGCAAACUCUACCAUCAUGUGCGCUACAAAAACACACCUGAACAACAGCCUCUUGCUAGGUACGCACUGGAUAUUAAGGGUAACUACACCCCAAAAUCUAAAUGUUUAAAAACAUUUACCAGACUUCAAAAGUGGUCUCCUCCUGUGGACAUAGAACAUCCAAUUUAGUUGUUUUUCUAUUUAAAAAGUGUGAUUUUUGAGAGUGAAAACGGGGAAAAAACGGAAACCUGCAAAAACUAAACGGAAUUAGGCAGAAAAUCUAACUGAUUUUAUAGGGCCCUAGUGUGUGUGAGAGGAGGGAGAGUGGAGGGUUUGUGUCCAGGCUUAAGAUGCUUUUCUUUUCAAGAGAUUGUGGGUUUCUGUUUUUAAGGAGUGGUGGAGGAGUUGUUGCAUGAGAGAAAAAAUAUUAAUUUAAUUGGAAUUAGAGGAAAUAAAUCAACAAGCAGGUCUGUUAAUGUCUGGACAGUGCAAAGCAAUAGGCUAAGCUUACUUUUCAAGAGAAACGGUGCUCAUUGCCAUGUUGAUGUGGGUUGCUUUAGUAAGCAGGGCAGAGUGUCAGUGUAGCAUGUUGGGGGGCCAUUAUGGGAAUGUAUGCACUCACUAACUGUGGGUCGCUCUGGAUAAGAGCGUCUGCUAAAUGACGCAAAUGUUAAUGGAAUAGUUGCACUGCUGGAAGCCUGAUUGUGAUGCCUCCACAGAAAUAUGGAAGUUCCUUUGUUUAUGAAAUCGUCAGGUUUAUUAGACGAAACCGAUUUACCAGGUUUCUGGGGUAACUGUCAACUUCAUUCUUUGUGAGCUGCAAAAAUGCAUGUUAGCCUAGGUUUGGUUUCUUACGGUGUCAAACAAUGGAAAACUGAACUGCAUUCCAGCUUUCUGGCUGGAAUGCUGUAUGACUUAUCCAGGAAUCCGGGUAAGUGGCUUCAACAGUGUUGUGUUUGAGUUCAAAUAGUGUUGAAAAGGCGACAUUACGUGUUUACACACACCUGCCUAUUUCCACUCUGUCAGUGCCCCUCCAGCCCGCAUGGGUCUCCUGGCUGCUGGCAUGUGAGUGAUGGUGGGGCCUGGCUGUUGGUGGUCUGUUGCUGUGGGGUCAGACACUGGUCAUUAUAACCUGGUCAUGGCUGAGUGACACCAUCGCCUGCCUUCUGGUAGCCCCCAGGGACCCCCGCCUUGACUAACAGUUCCUCCAGGACCCACUGCCUUUAUUGGGGGCUGUAGGGGCGGUGUUAGGGGUGCAAUAUCGCCCCCAUGUUACUGCCCCCUUUACUACCCUACCUUUGCCCAAACUGGGUUGUUGUCCUCAGUGUCAUCAUGGUCCCAUAGUGCUGCUGUCUCAGAAAAGGAGGAGCUAGGAAGGGGCUCAGAAUAGGAGGAAACAAGAAAAGUCUCAGGCCAGGAGGAACCAGGAAGGGGCUAAGGUCGCCAGGAGGAAGUCAAGACCAACAGCGGUAGGGUUAGGAAAGAUGUCCAAGAUAUGAUAUCUAGCAGGAAAUGGUAAGGCAAGAAUGGGUAUGCGAACCAGCUAAUUAAAAAGUUAAGUCUUCGUUGAAUAUUUGCGAUGCGCAAUUCAGUCAUCAUGGAAUAGCCUACUUUGAAAAUCAGACAUUUCCUCUAGGCUCUGAUUUAAAGUUCUACUGCGCCAAUAUAAUUUAUUGGAUCCAGUUGCAGAGGGAGGUGUUUAGUCCCAGGGUCCUUAGCUUAGUGAUGAACUUUGAGGGCACUAUGGUGUUGAAUGCUGAGCAGUAGUCAAUGAAUAGCAUUCUCACAUAGGUGUUACUUUUGUCCAGGUGUGAAAGGGCAGUGUGGAGCGCAAUAGAGAUUGCAUCAUCUGUGGAUCUGUUGGGGCGGUAUACAAAUUGCAGUGGGUCUAGGGUUUCUGGAAUAAUGGUGUUGAUGUGAGCCAUGACCAGCCUUUCAAAGCACAUCCUGGCUACAGACGUGAGUGCUACAGGUCGGUAGUCAUUUAGGCAGGUUACCUUAGUGUUCUUGGGCACAGGGACUAUGGUAGUCUGCUGGAAACAUGUUGGUAUUACAGGCUCAGAAAGGGAGAGGUUGAAAAUGUCAGUGAAGACACUUGCCAGUUGGUCAACGCAUGCUCAGGGUACACAUCCUGGGAAUCCGUCUGGCCCUGCGGCCUUGUGAAUAUUGACCUGUUUAAAGGUCUUACUCACAUCGGCUACGGAGGGCGUGAUCACACAGUCGUCCGGAACAACUGAUGCUCUCAUGCAUGUUUCAGUGUUACUUGCCUCGAAGCGAGUGUAGAAGUAAAUUAGCUCGUCUGGUAGGCUCGUGUCACUGGGCAGCUCAUGGCUGUGCUUCCCUUUGUAUAGUCUGUAAUAGAUUGCAAGCCCUGCCACAUCCGACGAGCGUCGGAGCCGGUGUAGUACGAUUCGAUCUUAGUCCUGUAUUGACGCUUUGCCUGUUUGAUGGAUCAUCGGAGGGCAUAGUGGGAUUUCUUAUAAGCUUCCGGGUUAGAGUCCCGCUCCUUGAAAGCGGCAGCUCUACCCUUUAGCUCAAUGUGGAUGUUGCCUGUAAUCCAUGGCUUCAGGUUGGGGUAUGUACGUACAGUCACUGUGGGGACGACGUCAUCGAUGAACUUAUUGAUGAAGCCAGUGACUGAUGUGGUGUACUCCUCAAUGCCAUCGGAAGAAUCCCGGAACAUAUUCCAGUCUGUGCUAGCAAAACAGACCUGUAGCUUAGCAUCUGCUUCAUCUGACCACUUUUUUUAAUUAACCGAGUCACUGGUGCUUCCUGCUUUAGUUUUUGCUUGUAAGCAGGAAUCAGGAGGAUAUAAUUAUGGUCAGAUUUGCCAAAUGGUGGGCGAGGGAACGCUUUGUACGCGUAUCUGUGUGUGGAGUAAAGGUUGUAUAGAGUUUUUUUUCCCCCCUCUGGUCGCACAUUUAACAUGCUGGUAGAAAUGAGGUCAAACGGAUUUAAGUUUCCCUGCAUUGAAGUCCCCGGCCACUAGGAGUGCCGCCUCUGGAUGAGCAUUUUCCUGUUUGCUUAUGGCCGGAUACAGUUCAUUGAGUGCGGUCUUAGUGCCAGCAUCGGUUUGUGGUGGUAAAUAGACAGCUACGAAGAAUGUAGAUGAAAACUCUCUUGGUAGAUAGUCUGGUCUACAGCUUAUCAUGAUAUAUUCUACCGCAGGCGAGCACGGUUGGUUAAGAGUCCAUAAAACGGCAGCCAUUCCCUCCGGCGCCAUUAUAAACCUGUACUAUGCAAAUAUGCAUGUACUAACACUGUACCGUUUACACCUUCUGUAUCCUGUGCAUGUGACAAAUAAACUCACAUUUUAAUUGAUAUAGCAUGUGUUUACCACAUGGCCUCACGUGAAUCCUUAAAGAGAUGGCUGGGACUAAGGCUUAAGAGGGUGUGAACGAUGCUGAAUGGGUGUAGACAAAGAAGAGCUGUCCAGUAAGUGUUCCAAAACAUUCAAGGACCAUUUUCUCAAAAGUGGGGUUAUAAGUUUAUCAACUUUCAAAGCAGAAUUACUUUCCCAUUGUUCCUCAACUGCAAUGUAAAAAACACUAUUUCAAAAUGUUUUACAUAAGACCGAAUCGAGGUGGUCGGUUACAUUUGCAUCAAUCCAGUGUCCAUUUAUUUUGGAAACUCAUCACGAGUACGCUACAGAAACACUGCUAGCCAAACACAACUGUCUGGCUGGUUUGCACCUGAAAUAAAGGGUAACUACAAAAAAAAUCUAAAUUUCUCAGAUUUUUCCCAGACCUAAAAAAUGGUCCCCUGAUAUGGUUUAAUCUUUGUUGUGGACUUAGAACAUCCAAUUUAGUUGCUUUUCAAUUAAAGUGUGAUUUUGAGAACAAAAACCUGAAAAAAACGGGGGGAUAUCACAGUCCUCCCCGUUUUUUUUUGGGGGGGGGGCCUUUGUAUUGUUUUUGGUAUCAAGUAUAGUUUUUGCUAAUUCUGCCUUCUAGAGGAUUUCGCAUAACACAUAGCACUUUGAAACCUGGAUAAAUACAUUUUGCACUUUAUUUUAAGUAUAUUUUAUUUGCUGUUACAGUAAAUCUACCACAAUCAGUGUAAGAUCACAAGGGCAUGCUAAUUUAAAAGAUGGCUAGUCAUUAUUCGCCUGGUUCUGUAUGGAAUGCAGGCAUAUUAUGGGACACAGGCCCGGUCAUUAUCAAUUAUUUUAUAAAAAAAUUGGUGUGACCAAAUCAUGUGUUGGUGCCACAAACUGAAAAAGUUGGUAGCACACCAGUGGAAAUAGUUAGUGUAGAACCCUGUAAAGAGCUGCCAAAUGGAACUCAUCGUAAACUCCCUGUCUGCCUGCACUGUCAGGUCAUCACAGCCCAUUGUUAUGGCCUUUUUACACUUCACUAGUUUGAUAACACAUACUAGUUCCAGGACACACAUUUUUGUAGUGUAAAGAGACUGAUCUAGAUAAAAAUCUCUCUUUCUCAAGCCACCUCCGUAGGUAGAGACACAUCUACAGGCGCCAAUGCUAACUGGCAUUUGUGCAAUGACUGGAAGUCUUUGGUAUCUACUAGCAUGCUAGCAGAUACCAUAGACUUCCAGUCAUUGCGCUAAUGCUAGUUAGUAAUUGCGGCAACUAUAGUUAGCAACUUCCUUCAAACUGCACGCAGAAACAUACAAAUGGUAUCCACAAGUUCAUCUGUCUCUGGGGAAUUAGAUAAACGACUUAAUUGCCAAACUCCUGAAGUAUCCCUUUAAUACCAGUACACAGCAUUUUUGUUGUUAGGCAAAUUUGAAAAUUAAAGGCUUUUAAAAUGUCCACACAUUUGUGCAACAUUAUGGGCGACAUGGUUUAGAUGAGCUCCUUUAUAGUUUGAUAGCUAUCCUUUUUUUGUUUGUCUAUACACUACUAUGGUAGUUACGGUAUGCUGAAUCUACACACAUAUGAAGCAGAAAUGUUGCUUUGGCCACACCACAUCCAAGGAUAAUAUAAGGAUAGUGUAAACAGAAAAGUUGCAAAUCUGAUGUUGAAGAGAGGCAGAUUUUACUACACAUAUUUUACUAAUGUAAAGAAUGCAUUAGUUCACAUCUCUCCUGUUUGUGUUACAAGCCCUAAUGUUUGUAAGGAAGGCUACUUUUGAUUAGCAUGACCAGGAGCGUGUUACCACAUUGUGUGCACAAGGGGUGUAAUGCAGUAGGCCUCCUCCCCUCAUCCCUCCUUCCUCCACUCCCACAGGGCCGGAAUUGACUGUGUGGUCUCAAGGCUGCUGAAACCAACUUUCCUGUUUUGUUGGUUGAUUUAUUUUGGAGGUAUUAACCUUGGUCGUUGAUCAUGGAAGGAACGUUAGUCAACUAUUACCAGGGGUAGCUAGCAUUUGUAUGUAGGCCUACCUAAGUUUGGAUGCGAGUAAAAAUAAGUUUAAUGCUCGAUGGCUCAAAUGGAUGAAUCGAUAACUAAUAACCUCGGCAUCAAGGUUUGCCAAGGGCGUGGAUGUAGAGCAAAGGGCACCUGUUUGAGUUAUUGCAGUGAAGAGACUUUACACUGGUAUGAAUGGAGAAAAUGGAAAACGCUGCUCUACUCUUGUAACAGGAACUGCCUUGUGACGGAAACCAUUAGCCUAUUGGACAUUGAUUGAAUAGGCAAUCUCUUUGUAAACGUUUUGUAAACGUUCAGUCAUCAAAUUAUUUAACGGACGGUAUAUAUUUAUUGAUGGUGUUAAAUCAGGUCUUCUGGACAUAACAAAGGGUGUCCCACAGGGAUCGAUUCUUGGUCCGGUUCUUUUCACUAUUUACAUGAACAAUAUUGGUUUAUCUGUAAAAAGUAUAUAUACUUUCACCUGUAUGCAGACUGUAGUGUAUGCUUUGAUUUUGAUUUUAUUUAGGAUCCCCAUUAGCCGACGCCAAUGGCAACAGCUAGUCUUACUUGGGUCCGGCACAUAACGAAAAAGACAUUACAGGCAAAAAUACAUUACAAUUGACAUACAUUUAAAAACAUUAACAUGUAGACCUUCCAGAUUUAUAUAUAUAUAUAUAUAUAUAUAUAUAUAUAUAUAUAUAUAUAUAUAUAUAUAUAUAUAUAUAAAGAACAAUAAAAGGCACACAAAUUUGCUAAAAAAUAUACAAUACAGCGAAAUAAUAAUAAUAAUAAUAAUAAUAAUGUGUGGGGGUGUGUGCAUCUAUCAGUUACACAUACACUGAGUGUACAAAACAUUAGGAACACCUGCUCUUUCCAUGAGACUGACCAGGUGAAUCCAGGUGAAAGCUUUGAUCCCUUCUUGAUGUCACCUGUUAAAUCCACUUCAAUCAGUGUAGAUGAAGGGGAGGAGACAUGUUAAAGAAGGAUUUUUAAGCCUUGAGACAAUUGAGAAAUGGAUUGUGUAUGCGUGCCAUUCAGAGUGUGAAUGGGCAAGAUGAAAGAUUUAAGUGCCUUUUGAACUGGGUAUGGUUGUGGGUGCCAGGCGCACCAUUUUGUGUGUCAAGAACUGCAACACUGCUGGGUUUUUCACGCUCAACAGUUUCCAAUGUGUAUCAAGAAUGGUCCACCACCCAAAGGACAUCCAGCCAACUUGACACAACUGUGGGAAGCAUUGGCGUGAACAUGGACCAGCAUCCCUGUGGAACGCUUUCGACACCUUGUAGAGUCCAUGCCCUGACGAAUUGAGGCUGUUCUGAGGGCAAAAGGGGGUGAACUCAAAUUAGGAAGGUGUUCAUAAUGUUUUGUACACUCAAUGUACAUGUCAGUACAUACAUACACACAAUAAGUAGGUCAGGUGUUGCUUCUUUUGUUUUCUGAAACCAGGUUUGCUGUUCACUUGCGCUACAUGAGAUUGAAGGGAGUUCCAUUCAAUCAUUGCUCUAUAUAAUAUUGUAAGUUUCCUUGAAUUUGUUCUGGACCUAGGGACUGUGAAGAGACCCCUGGUCGCAUGUCUGGUGGGGUAAGGACUGUAUGUCUGUCAGAGCUAUAUGUAUGUUGAUUGAUUAUACAGACAAUUAUUUUGAAUUUUCAACACAUUAAUAUUUCUCACAAAAACAAGAUUUGAUGCAGUCAAUCUCUCCUCUCCUUUAAGCCAAGAGAGAUUGACAUGAUUUGUUUGCAUUGAAGGGCAAGACAUGCUGCUCCAUUCUGGGCCAGCUGCAGCUUUUCUAGGUCCUUUUUUGCAGCACUUGACCAUAUCACCGGCCAAUAGUCAAGAUUAAUACAAAUUAGAGCCUGCAGGACUUGUUUGGUCGACUGUAGUGUUAAAAAUGCUGAACUUCUCUUUAUCACAGACAGACCUUGCCCCAUCUUUUCAACAAUUAAAUCAAUAUGCCUUGACAAUUUACAGUUUAAGAUGACACCAAGAAGUUUAGUCUUCUCAACUUGCUCAACAGCCACUAUGUUAUUGCCCCCACAGCUGACCAGGCUCUGUCAGAGCUUCAAUCUGCCUUUAUUACCCUGCAGAUAGCCUUUGUUGAACUGAAAUGGGUACUUAAUGAAGGUAAAACCAAGUAUGUUCUUUUCCACAUCAUGUAAAAAUGUAUCUGAUGAUUUGUGCAUACGUACAGUUGAAGUCGGAAGUUUACAUACACCUUAGCCAAAUACAUUUAAACUCAGUUUUUCACAAUUCCUAACAUUUAAUCCUAGUAAAAAUUCCUUGUCAUAGGUCAGUUAGGAUCACCACUUUAUUUUAAGAAUGUGAAAUGUCAGAAUAAUAGUAGAGAGACUGAUUUAUUUCAGCUUUUAUUUCUUUCAUCACAUUCCCAGUGGGUCAGAAGUUUACAUACAAUCAAUUAGUAUUUGGUAGCAUUGCCUUUAAAUUGUUUAACUUGGGUCAAAUAUUUCGGGUAGCCUUCCACAAGCUUCCACAAUAAGUUGGGUGAAUUUUGGCCCAUUCCUCCUGACAGACCUGGUGUAACUGAGUCAGGUUUGUAGGCCUCCUUGCUCGCACACGCUUUUUCAGUUCUGCCCACAAAUGUUCUAUAGGAUUGAGGUCAGGGCUUUGUGAUGGCCACUCCAAUACCUUGACUUUGUUGUCCUUAAGCCAUUUUGCCACAACUUUGGAAGUAUGCUGGGGGUCAUUGUCCAUUUGGAAGACUCAUUUGCGACCAAGUUUUAACUUCCUGACUGAUGUCUUGAGAUGUUGCUACAAUAUAUCCACAGCAUGAUGCUGCCACCCCCGUGCUUCACGGUUGAGAUGGUGUUCUUCGACUUGCAAGCAACCCCCUUUUUCCUCCAAACAUAACGAUGGUCAUUAUGGCCAAACAGUUCUAUUUUUGUUUCAUCAGACCAGUGGACAUUUCUCAAAAAAGUACGAUCUUUGUCCCCAUGUGCAGUUGCAAACCGUUUUUUAUGGCGGUUUUGGAGCAGUGGCUUCUUCCUUGCUGAGCGGCCUUUCAGGUUAUGUCGAUAUAGGACUCGUUUUACUGUGGAUAUAUAUACUUUUGUACCUGUUUCCUCCAGCAUCUUCACAUGGUCCUUUGCUGUUGUUCUGGGAUUGGUUUGCACCAAAGUAAGUUCAUCUCUAGGAGACAGAAUGUGUCUCCUUCCUGAGCGGUAUGACGGCUGCGUGGUCCCAUGGUGUUUAUACUUGCGUACUAUUGUUUGUACAUAUGAACGUGGUACCUUCAGGCAUUUGGAAAUUGCUCCCAAGGAUGAACCAGACUUGUGGAGGUCUACACAUUUUUCUCUGAGGUCUUGGCUGAUUUCUUUUGAUUUUCCCAUGAUGUCAAGCAAAGAGGCACUGACUUUGAAGGUAGGCCUUGAAAUACAUCCACAGGUAUACCUCCAAUUGACUCAAAUGAUGUCAAUUAGCCUAUCAGAAGCUUCUAAAGCCAUGACAUCAUUUUCUGGAAUUUUCCAAGCUGUUCAAAGGCACAGUCAACUUAGUGUAUGUAAACUGGAAUUGUGAUACAGUGAAUUAUAAGUGAAAUACUCUGUCAGUAAACAAUUGUUGGAAAAAUUACUUGUGUCAUGCACAAAGUAGAUGUCCUAACUGACUUGCCAAAACUAUAGUUUGUUAACUAGAAAUUUGUGGAGUGGUUGAAAAACGAGUUUUAAUGACUCCAACCUAAGUGUAUGUAAACUUCUGACUUCAACUGUGCUUUGGAUGAUGCCCUCAUUGAUCAUGUUCCUGUUUAUCUGGAUUGACGAAAAGCCAUCUUUCAAAAAGCUUGUUGAUGAGUUAGUUAAGAAAUUAAGAAUCAAAAUAGGCUCCUUCUAUAGGAAUAGGUAUUGUCUUUCGUUAAAUAGCAGAAAACAAAUAAUUCAGUCAACAUUCAUUCCAAUUAUGCAGCUGCCACUGUAUUGAAGCCAUUGGACGCAGUUUAUCAUAGCGCAUUGUACUUUAUUAUGGGCGAUAGGUUCAGUAUACGUCAUUGCAUUUUGUAUCAGAAAGUAGGCUGGCCCUCUUUUGAAGUCUCGUAGAUUGAUGCACUUUUAUGACUCAUAGAAGAGUCUUCAACUAUAAGGUGCUUUUUUUUGUUCCCCUAGCUGUGCUGUUGAGGAACUAGAGCAAGCACACUUGUAGUUGUUUACUUUGGAACAUAGCCCUGCAUUCCCGCCUUUUAUAUUACUGUUUACACAAUCCAAAAAUGGUUAUUCUGUUCAGGACAACCCAGGGUAUAACGCCAUAUCAUCUUGUAACUGUACAUCAAACAUAGUGAUCAUAAACGUUGAGACUAUAUUAGCAUACAAACGUUUUAUGAUAUGGAAAUUUGAGGUGCACAUUUAGAUUCCUGGGUGUUUGGCUUGCUUGUGUGUCGACAGACUGCAGCCAGAGAAUUUAUUAUAAACCUCAACAUCUCAUCUUUCAAAAUACAUAGUCUCCGUAAUUUACAGCAUUUCUCUCACUCGGGCAACAAAAACUGCAAAAGUUCUUGUCUCACGCGGUGCUCAAGUUCAGAACGGCGGUCAGUGAAAACCCAUACAGAGCUGUGAAGCAGAGACCCUGAGCUCUGACUUCAUGUAUACUAUGUUACUUCACAGCCACUGCGUUCCAAUUUAGACGCUUAUCAGUGUCCAAAUUUGCCAUUUUCAACCCUUAUACGGAUACAAGUGUAAAGGGCCACAGCUGGUGGAGUUGGUGCCUCUAGGGCAAUUCAUGCAGAUGUUAGAGGGCCUUUUUACUGAAGAAUGUGUUUGUUUCAUAUGAUUGUGUUUUGCUUUUCAUGUAUUGCAUAAUUGAUGUGUAUGUACAGUGCAUUCGGAAAGUAUUCAGACCCCUUGACCUUUCCCACAUUUUGUUACGUUUCAGCCUUAGAUAUGUAUAGUGUAAUUGUUGUUUAUUGAUGUGUUCAUGCAGGGCUCAUCUGCAAAAUCAAGCAUAAUUUGGCAUUUUAUCCCUCAUCCCUGGCUCACUGACUACUACAAUUGAUUACAUUAAACAGAAGGGGGUAAAUACCCAUUGUCAACCAAAUCCAGUGGUGCUGGCUGCUUCAUCAAUAGGUUAAUAAACUCUAACCCCUGUGAGGGUGCAACAUGCCACAGAGAAAGACGUCUCGCGGUAUAUCUCUCACUCACUCACUCACUCCGCCUUUAAUAUGUUACUAGUAGGUUCUGUAACGUGCUGUCGUUUCCGGUGGCCCAGAGGAAUGUUCUUAUAUAAUCUGAGAGCCAUCAGACUGCAGGGAGAGGGAAGAUGGCUGGAUACAUUCACUACAGUAACCUAACAGUGACAGCCUCCGCUACCUGCCUGCUGUAGUGGAAAAGUGAGGCCACAGCAUGAGCCUGACUCUGGAGUCUGUAGCCUGGCCACAUGGUCACUCAACCACUGUUUGGCCUCCAAGAAGUGGGACACAUCGUAUGCACUGACUGACCACACACACACAAAGACAAUGACUUUCUGGCUCUGACAUACACUACCAGUCAAAAGUUUGGACACACCUACUCAUUCAAGGGUUUUUCUUUAUUUUUAAGAAAUUCCACAAAUUCACUUUUAAGAAGGCACACCUGUUUAAUUGAAAUGCAUUCCAGGUGAUUACCUCAUGAAGCUGGUUGAGAGAAUGCCAAGAGUAUGCAAAGCUGUCAUCAAGGCAAAGGGUGGCUAUUUGAAGAAUCUCAAAUGUAAAAUGUAUUUUGAUUUGUUUAACACUUUUUUGGUUACUACAUGAUUCCACAUGUUAUUUCAUCGUUUUGAUGUCUUAACUAUUAUUCUACAAUGUAGAAAAUAGUAAAAAAUAAAGAAAAACCCUGGAAUGAGUAGGUGUGUCCAAACUUUUGACUGGGACUGUAUGUUUGGGCUUUUAAUGUGUCACUACUUAGUUAUAUCCAUGGUGGGUUUUAGUUUAUGGUAACCUGGGAUUGAUUAUAGGUGUUGGUAUCUUUACAAACUCUCUUAAACCCAUAGGCCUUUAAAAAAAAACAGAUGAGCCUUUUAUGCUCCUGUCCAUACCUUGUGGAGAACGCUGAUGGAGUCAUGGAAUCCAGACAUUAAAACGGAAUUCAACAAUAUUCAAACAUGUAUUGAAUUUAGUAGGACAUCAACUAAAUGUACUGAACUUAUUUGAAAAUGCAUUAAUUUGCCCAAGAUUAUCAAAACAUGCUGACCAAACCACCCCUGUUGCGUGCGUGAGCGUUGCAAAAUAAAUGUACAUGUUAUUCAAUCAUUUCAUCCAAACUGCUCGCACGCGUCAACGGGCGUCUGCGUAGCCCGGUGCUAAAAUAGAACUUGGUUCUAUUUUAGACACUUGACACACUGAAAGGCCUGCCUCUCUCAUCUACUCAUUGGUUUUUAGGAACAUACUAACCCACGUGGGUGAUUGAAAGAUGAGCGAGGUCCACAUUCCAUUCCAGAUGGUGGCGGUAAUGUACCUUAAAGUUGGUUGCCAACCGCCAUAUAAAAUCCAUAGAAGAAGAAUAAAUAUGAAGAGAUUAAUAAUAAAAUAAAAUAAACUAGGUUUCCCCUUUUAUCUGUGGAUUAAUUGUCGAAGUAGGGAACACAUGAUUUUGUGUGACUGAAAAUGGGUCCAAAUUUACAACGAUCCAGUGGGAAAAAAGGAACAUAUUCGUUUCAGGUAAAAUGACAACCCAAUGUUUAUCUACGAGGACAAAUUGGCUAGCAACAGCAAGUUAGCUAAAUGUCCAUGAAUGUUUCAUGUGUGUUUCAACCUGUCCUCAAAUUAAUAAACACUGAACAAAAAUAUAAAUGCCACAUGCAACAAUUUCAAAGAUUUUACUGAGUUAUAUGAACUGUAAGGAAAUCGGUCAAUUUAAGUAAAUUCAUUAGGCCCUAAUCUAUGGAUGGAUUUCACAUGACUGGGAAUACAGAUAUGCAGCUGUUGGUCACAGAUACCUUAAACAUAUUUUUUUUAAAGUAUGGCCGUGGAUCAGAAAACCAGUCAGUAUCAGGUAUGACUACCAUUUUGCCUCAUGCAGCGCGACACGCUGUCUGCCAUCUACCCGGUACAGUUGAAACCGGGAUUCAUCCGUGAAGAGCACACUUCUUUAGCAUGCCAGUAGCCAUCAAAGGUGAGCAUUUGCUCACUGAAGUCAGUUACGACGCCGAACUGCAGUCAGGUCAAGACCCUGGUGAGGACAACGAGCACACAGAUGAGCUUACCUGAGAUGGUUUCUGACAGUUUGUUCAGAAAUUCUUCGGUUGUUUAAACCCACAGUUUCAUCAGCUGUCCGGGUGGCUGGUCUCAGACGAUUCCGCAGGUGAAGAAGCCGGAUGUGGAGGUCCUUGGCUGGCGUGGUUACACAUGGUCUGCGAUUGUGAGGCCUGUUGGACGUACUGCCAAAUUCUCUAAAAUGAUGUUGGAGGUGGCUUAUGGUAGAGAAAUUAACAUUCAAUUCUCUGGCAACCGCUCUGGUGGACAUUCCUGCAGUCAGCAUGCCAAUUGCUCGCUCCCUCAACUUGAGACAUCUGUGGCAUUGUGUUGUGUGACACAACUGCACAUUUUAGUGGCCUUUUAUUCAUGAAACAUGGGACCAACACUUUACAUGUUGUGUUUUAUAUUUUUGUUCAGUAUAGUUGGUAGUUAGUUAACCUGCGUGUCAUGAACUGUCUGGUAGGGUUAGACAAAAUCAACAUGCGCACGAUGGCACACACGGACGCACGCGCUGAGCCGGUGAUUUUUGAGAGUUAAAACCUGAACUGGAAACCUGGAAAAACAAAACGGAGAAAUCUGAAUUUGGGAGAAAGUGGAAUCGGGCAAAAAAAAAAGAUAUAGGGCCCUACAUCGGUCAGUGACAUCUCAUAAAAGCCCAUGAGAUACGGAGGUUGUAAAUGAUUGUUCAAGGUUUUAAUAUCCUCUUGUUUUUGGGAUGUGUUGGGUUUUCAGGCCCUCCUGCCAUUGUAUUUCAUGACCUGUCACUUCUAAUUACUGUGUGUUUCUCUGACACCUCCAACUCUCUUUCUGUUGUCCUCUCUCUAUUUCUCUCUCUCUCACUCUUACUGACAUUUGUGAGUGUCACAUUACGGUCGGUUAUGGUGUGUGUGUGUGUUCUAUUCUUUAGUGACAAGUCAUGCAUGUGUUGAAGCAGUGGUCGUGUUGCCGUCAUUAUGCCUAACCAUGUUCUCUGUGUGUGCAAUGGCAGCCCUGUACCCGUGAGGCGACAUGGUUGUGUUGUCAUAGUAUCUGUGUUCUCUCUAUAUACAGAGGUAGUUGAUGCCGUGGUCUUGUUACAGUCCCACCCUAACCAUGUCUUUCUCUCUGUCUCUGUCUUCAGUGACAGUUAUGCGCGUGUGAGAGCAGUGGUCAUGACUCGGGAUGACUCCAGCGGUGGGUGGCUGCCUCUGGGAGCCGGGGGCCUCAGCUGCGUCACCGUCUACAAAGUCAGCCGGACACCGGACAGCGACAGCAACAGCAGCACCACAGACCCAAACACCACCACCACCACAGCAGACUUCCUCAUCAAGGGGGAGCGGCUCAAAGACAAAUCGGUAAGGGUCCACCUCGCUUUCUACACACACACAUCGAGUGCAAUUCUCCUCAUUUAAGCUAUAAAAUAACCGUCAAAACCGUUUAAACAGGCCUACAUUCAUUUUAGUAUGUAUUUAAGUUUUUAUUAACGUUAUUUUAAUGUAGAUAAACUUUACGUAAUAGUGGGAGUGUUUACUAAUGAUUAUAAGCAAUUGUUUUUCUAACCUAGUCUGUAUAUUAAACUUUCUACAUCUCCUAUGGCACUUCAGUAAAAAUGUAUUUGAUGUAUGGACUUUUUUUUAUACAAUGCAGGUUUUCAUUGCUUGCUAGUAAUUAAAUACAUUGGUCUUUUAAAAAAAACGUUGGAUAUGUCUGACUAUUGAGGCCUAUAAUGCGCUAAUGUUGUGUCAAAUGGACAAUGCGGCAAUCCUCUCCAACCUGGCAUGGUAUAAUUUAAUAUGAAUAUUUUCUUAAUUUCUAGACUAAUCAACACUGAUCAUGCCCGAUCCUGGCCAAUAUGCCGCCCUAGGCGAGACCAAGGAAAUGACUGCCCUCUUAUCCCUGCAAAGUAGAAUCGUAGCCUAGGCUAUACAGUAUCAGCCGAAAUACACUUUUAUGAAUGGCCAUGUGGUAACCUACCGUUUGUAAAACAGGCAAUUUACCAUUAAUCCCUGUCAGAUGGUUACAUUAAUUUCUGUUAAUGCAUGUAUUCAUUACAGUAAUUUACCAUUAUCAUUGUUGGAGUGGAAACGUUGUUUGCAGAGUUCACAACCUGCUACACUUGUGAGAAACAAUUUUUGGUUUAUUUUAUACCAUAAUUUACGCACUCCAUGUACGCAAUGAGCAUAUGUCUGGUUUCUCUGUCCUGUUGAUGUUGACGGAGCACGCAUAGAAGUACCUGGCCUGCUUCUCGCAAAUGUCAAAAGUAGGAAUGUGCCCAACAGUGCUUAUGUCAUUGUUUUCUUCACCUCACACAGUAAAUCAACCAAGUUAUCCAUUAAAAUUAUAAUAGUUCCUCUCAGUAUUUUAAAAAUCAUUCCAACACUACUCCUCGAUAAUCAGCAUUACUGAUUAAUAGGCUAUGGACAUGUUGCAUGUAUUUGUUUCUAUUUUAAUGAUUGUCAAAUUCAUCUUCAUACUUUCCUUGUCAAUUGAUUAUCUUAUAGCCUACUUUCGGAAAGCCUAAGGUAGGCCUAGGUUUUUAAAACGUUUAAGGAAAGGAUAAAUAUUUGCUCUCUUCUCUGACAUACGCUGGUGGCUUUGAUUGACGGGUGCUUUGACGGGGCUGUGGGUGUAUGAGUUCGCUGAUUCUCUGUAGGCCUACAAUGUGGUCCUCUGUAGCUCAGCUGGUAGAGCACGGCAUUUGUUACGCCAAGGUAGUGGGUUUGAUCCCCGGGACCACCCAUACACAAAAAUGUAUGCACGCACGACUGUAAGUUGCUUUGGAUAAAAGCGUCUGCUAAAUGGCAUAUUAUUAUUUAUUAUUAUGCAUUCGGAAAGUAUUCAGACCCCUUGACUUUUCCACAUUUUGUAAGGUUACAACCUUAUUCUAAAAUUGAUUAAAUUGUUUUUUUCCCUUAUCAAUCUACACAUAAUGCCCAUAAUGACAAAGCUAACAGGUUUUUAGAAAUUUUUGCAAAUAUAUUUAAAAAAAAUAAUAAAUGAAAUGUCACAUUUACAGUAUUCAGACCCUUUACUCAGUACUUUGUUGAAGCAUUCUUCUCUGCAGAUCCUGUCAAGCUCUGUUAGGUUGGAUGGGGUCGCUGCACAGCUAUUUUCAGGUCUCUCCAGAGAUGUUCGAUCGGGUUCAAGUCCGUGCUCUGGCUGGGCCACUCAAGGACAUUGAGACUUGUCCUGAAGCCCCUCCUGUGUUGUCCCCUGUAGCUCAGUUGGUAGAGCAUGGUGCUUGCAACGCCAGGGUUGUGGGUUCGUUUCCCACGGGGGGCCAGUAUGAAAAUGUAUGCACUCACUAACUGUAAGUCGCUCUGGAUAAGAGCGUCUGCUAAAUGACUAAAAUGUAAAUGUCUUGACUGUGUGCUUAGGGUCGUUGUCCUGUUGGAAGGUGAACCUUUGCCCCAGUCUGAGGUCCUGAGCGCUCUGGAGCAUGUUUUCAUCAAGGAUCUUGCUGUAAUUUGCUCCGUUCAUCUUUCCCUCGAUCCUGACUAGUCUCCCAGUGCCUGCCGCUGAAAAACAUCCCCACAGCAUAAUGCUGCCACCACCAUGCAUCACCGUAGGGAUGCUGCCAGGUUUCCUCCAGAUCUGACGCUGGGCAUUCAGGCCAAAGAGUUCAAUCUUGGUUUCAUCAGACCAGAGAAUCGUGUUUCUCAUGGUCUAAGAGUCUUUAGGUGCCUUUUGGCAAACUCCAAGCAGGCUUUCAUGUGUAUUUUACUGAGGAAUGUCUUCCGUCUGGCCACUCUACCAUAAAGGCCUGAUUGGUGGAGUGCUACAGAGAUGGUUGUCCUUCUGGAAGGUUCUCCCAUCUCCACAGAGGAACUCUGGAGCUCUGUCAAAGUGACCAUUGGGUUCUUGGUCACCUCCCUGACCAAGGCCCUUCUCCCCCGAUUGCUCAGUUUGGCCGGGCGGCCAGCUCUAGGAAGAGUCUUGGUGGUUCCAAACUUCUUACAUUUGAGAAUGAUGGAGGCCUUCAAUGCUGUAGAAUUUAUUUUGUACCCUUCCCCAGAUCUGUGCCUCGACACAGUCCUGUCUCGGAGCUCUACGGACAAUUCCUUCGACCUCAUGGCUUGGUUUGUGCUCUGACAUGCACUGUCAACUGUGGACCUUAUAUAGACAGGUGUGUGCUUUUCCAAAUCAUGUCCAAUCAAUUGAAUUUCCCACAGGUGGACUCCCAAGUUGUAGAAACAUGUCAAGGAUGAUCAAUGGAAGCAGGAUGCACCUGAACUCAAUGUCCAGUAUCAUAGCAAAGGCUCUGAAUAAGGUAUUCUUAUUCUUUAUUUUUAAUACAUUUGCAAGAAUUUCUAAAAACCAGUUUUUGCUUUGUCAUUAAUGGGUGUUGUGUGUAGAUUGAUGAGGAAAUAAAAUAAUUUAAUCAAUUUUAGUAACAAAAUGUGAAAAAGGGGAAGGGGUCUGAAUAUGUCCAUUCAGAAGGUUUCCUAAAGUAGCCUGUCUGGACUCAAUCUCAUGAUUUAGUCUUGUAAAAGGCCGGUUUUCAGUAGCUUAGGCUACAUAAUUUCUCUCAAUAUGGCGUCCUCUCUUUGAAGAAUGACCGUAGUAGCAGGGUUUGUGACGUUAUGCGAAUAUUUUGGGAAAGUAGGAGAACCCAUCGGACUUUGUUUAAAUGGUUUUGUUCGUCGUAAUAGGAUCUGUAUUUUUUUCAUAUGCAGAAAAGCCAACAGACAAGGACAUGGUAGGAAUAUAUCUUUAUUUUGACUCUGUUAAUGUUGCGUCAAUACAAAAAUGCGACAGAUCCUCUCCAACCUGUCAUUUCUUAAUUUGUUUAUUAAUGUUUAUAACUAAUAACCUGAAUAAUAAUAAUGAAAUGCAUUGAUAAUAAAGAAGUGUAAUGGCUUGUUUCAAAUAGGUUUUUAUUAAGAAGCAUAUCCAUGUAAACAAGUGUACAAACAAUUGUGACCUCCCCCUUUUUUUAAACCUGUAUUCAAAGUGCCCACGAUUAAAUUCUUAAUAUAGAAUUAGAAUAAUUAUUCUAUUUCCAUUAUUCCAACAGUUCACCCAAGCGUUUUGAUCUAAAUCGCAAUUGCAAUAUUUGGUUAAAAACAAGGCCUAGAUUUUUUGCCCAUAUCGUGCAGCCCUAUGUGGAAACGAUCUCAAAUGAGGAAAUGCAGAAAUUGCUGAAAAAUGAUUUUUGGUUGAAGUUUGAUUGUUCUAUACUGUUCAAUCAGAAUGGAGAAGGCCCCAUUUUUUAAAUCCCUUAGAAUGUAUGUGUUGCCACCCUAGAGUCAUGCACUGCUCAUAAAGCAAAUGUAGAACUUUUAUUAUUCAAAAACAUCAAAUACCGUAAAAAAAUUGGGAAAUGUUGUGAUAUGAUAUUUGGGCCAUAUCACCCAACCUAGUGACAUGUAGCCUAAGAAUCAUAUAAAACUAUACAAACCUCCCACUCAGGGAGUCACACACUCCUUACACAAACCUUACACACCUCACACUCCUCGCCAUGCAACUCACACUCACUCUGAGGGCCUCAUACACACCACACACACUAAUCUAUCACAAUGGAGAGCAAGCAUGUUCGCUAUGUACUAUGCAUCGACUCAGCCUGUGACACAUUCCACAGCGAGGGGGUCGUGGGAUGAGAUCACCAUCAGCCUCCGCCUUACACACACAGUCACACAGGAAGUGGCUGUUUGGCUUUCCUCCGCUGCGCAGGGAAGGUAUCUGUAAAUAGGAGCGGGCUGAAUGAGUGUGUGAUGCAUGCUGACAUCAUCAGAGAGAAGAGAAGGGCAGACUGCUCAGAAGAGGGGGAUGAGGGAUGUAGGAAUUCAAACUAAAAAGAUAGAGGAAAAAGGAUGGAAAGAAUUGAACGGAUAUUGGUGCUCUGAGCACUGAUUCUAGUCAAAUAUUCCUAUGCUCUCGUCCUAAAACUAUCAUGCCCUUACGUCUCUUUUUUCAUGUUAAAUAAUAUAUUGAUGACCAUUUCCUUUGACAAGAAUGAAGAGAUGACUGUCUUCAUUAAGUGUCGUAGAGAAGUGGCUCCUGCCUGCUAUGCCACUUUCAGUGUAACUGUCUAUUCUGAGCCUGGGUCACCGUGCUACAUGGAGCAUGAUUCUGGUGAUGUCACCCACCCCAGUGGCUUGUUAAAGCGGGAGGUCCAAACCACCAUUUUACUACAGACAAUGGGAACAUGGGAAGAGAUGGAGACAGAGCCAGGGAGCGAGAGAAAGAAGGGAUCAGUGAAAGAGAUGGAGGGGAGGAAAAAGAGCGUGAGAUGGCCAGUCAAACUGUAAAAAAAGAGACUGAAAGAAGAGAAAGUGAGGGGGAGAUGGAGAGAUGAGGUGGUGACUGCAAUGUUGGAGGGGAUCUGCCAAUAAGCGUAAUGAUGCGGCACAGAGUGUACUGAUGAGUCAGCUGGCUCCUGAUAUUGCCACCAAUGGGCCUUCUCUCUCGCGUGCACACUUUUCUCUCUCGCGCUGUUCUCGCUCUGUUCUCUCUCUCUCUCUGUCCUAUCUCUCUCUCCCUCUGUUCUCUCUGUUCUCGCUCUCUGUUAUCUCUCUCUCUGAUCUCUCUCUGUUCUCUCAUUUCAAUUUAAGGGCUUUACUGGCAUGGGAAACAUAUGUUAACAUUGCCAAAGCAAGUAAAAUAGAUAAUAAACAAAAGUGAAAUAAACAAUAUAAAUGAACAGUAAACAUUACACUCAGAGUUCCAAAGGAAUAGAGACAUUUCAAAUGUCAUAUUAUGGCUAUAUACAGUUUUGUAAAGAUAUAGUACAAAAGGGAAAAUAAAUAAGCAUAAAUAUGGUUUUGUAUUUACACUGGUUGCCCUUUUCUUGUGGCAACAGGUCACACAUGUUGCUGUUGUGAUGCCACUCUGUGGUAUUUCACCCAAUAGAUAUGGGAGUUUAUCAAAAUUGGAUUUGUUUUCGAAAUCUUUGUGGGUUUGUGUAAUCUGAGGGAAAUAUGUGUCUCUAAUAUGGUCAUACAUUUGGCAGGAGGUUAGGAAGUGCAGCUCAGUUUCCACCUCAUUUCGUGGCCAGUGUGCACAUAGCCUGUCUUCUCUUGAGAGCCAGGUCUGCCUACGGCGGCCUUUCUCAAUAGCAAGGCUAUGCUCACUGAGUCUAUACAUAGUCAAAGCUUUCCUUAAGUUUGGGUCAGUAACAGUGGUCAGGUAUUCUGCCACUGUGUACUCUCUGUUUAGGGCCAAAUAGCAUUUCUAGUUUGCGCUGUUUUUUUGUUGUUAAUUCUUUCCAAUGUGUCAAAUAAUGAUAUUUUUGUUUUCUCAUGAUUUUGUUGGGUGUAAUUGUGUUGCUGUCCUGGGGCUCUGUGGGGUCUGUUUGUGUUUGUGAACAGAGCCCCAGGACCAGCUUGCUGAGGGGACUCUUCUCCAGGUUAAUUUCUCUGUAGGUUCUCUGUGUUCUCUCUCGCUCUCUCUCGCUCUCUCUCUGUGCUCUCUCUCUGUUCUCUCUCUGUUCUCUCUACCCCUCUCUCUGUUCCCUCUACCCCCUCUCUCUCUGUUCUCUCUCUCUGUUCACUCUCUCCCCACUCUCUCUGUUCUCUUUCAGUUAUCUCUCUGUUCUCUUCCCCCUCUUUCUCUUUCGAUCUCUUUCUCUCUGAUCUCUUUCUCUUUCUGUUCUCUCUCCCUCGGUUCUCUCUCUGUUCUCUCUCUCUGCCUCUCGCUUUCUCUCUCACGCUCUCUCUCUGUUUUCUCUCUCUCUGUUCUCCCCCUCUCUCUUUCGCUCGCUGUUCUCUCUCUCUGUUCUUGCUCUCUCUCCUUCUCUGUUCUCUUUGUGUUCUUUCUCUCUCUCCCCCUCUGUUCUCUCUCCUCUCUCUCCCUAGCUUGCGCUCUCUCUCUCUCUGUUCUCUCUCUCUGUUCUCUCUCUCUGUUCUCUCUCUCUGUUCUCUCUACCCCUCUAUCUGUUCUCUUUCAGUUCUCUCUCUGUUCUUUUCCCCUUCUUUCUCUCGCUGACUUUCUCUCUAUUCGGGACAACAGUAACAACAAUAAAAUAACCAUUGAACAAUAACAAUAUAGAGGACAUGUGCAGGUUGGUUGGUCUGUUCUCUCUCUGUUCUCUUUCUCUCUCUCUGUUCACUCUCUCUGUUCACUCUCUCGCUGUUCGCUUGCUCUCUCUGUUCUCUCUCUCUCUCUGUUCUGUCUCUCUGUUCUGUCUCUCUCGCUGUUCACUCACUCUCUCUCUGUUCUCUCUCUGUUCUUUCUCACUCUGUUUUCUCUGCUCUCUCUCUCUGCUCUCUUACACUGUUCUCUCUCUCUAUUCUCUCUCUCUCCCCCUCUCUCGCUCUGUUUUCUUGCUCUCUCUGUUCUCUCCCCCCCUCUUGCUCUUUCUCUCUCUCCCUCCCGCUCUCGCUUUCUCAGUUCUCUCUCUCUGUUCUCUCUUUCUCUGUUCUCUCUCCUCUCUCUCUCACUCUUUCACUCUGUUCUCUCGCUCUGUUCUCUCUGUCUCUGUUGGCUCUCUGUUAUCUCUCUCUGUUCUCUCUCUCUCUCUGUUCUCUCUCUGUCGCCCCGUCUCUCUCUCUGUUCUCUCUCCCCCUCUCUCGCUCAUUCUCUGUGUGUUUGUUAAAGAGCACAGAUUUUAUUGGCUGCUGAAUUACCAGCUCUCAGAUUAUAACAGCUCUCUCUCUCUAAACUCUCUGACUCUCUCUAAUAUGGCAGUUCUUUCUCCACUGCUAGAUUUAACCUAACCUUCUUAGAUGUACUUAUUUAUUUGUGUAGCCUGCCUAAUAGGCUACUUUUGUAUUGGAGUGAUUGAGAAUGAUUUGUAAUCUUUUUUCCUGAACCAACGAAUUUCCUUCAGGAUUUUAACCCAUAAAUGAAUAAAGAUAAGAGAUCGUACAAACUAAGAGGACUGUGCCCCAGUUACUCUAUGUGUAUCGGAAGUUGUUUUUGGAAUUAGUUUAUAGAUAUAGCAUUGCUGCUUGGUAGAUUAUCAAAUGGAUAACUGAAUGGAUGGAUGUGGCAUCUAUCUCUCUGAUUUGGUGUGUCUGCUGUUUGGUGUCUGCUUGUCCUCUGCUCUCACACAGAGAAACAGUCCUGUCCUCUUGACAACAUCCCAGAGUGGAAUCAGUCCCCCUCCUUCAAACUCCCCCAAUCUGUUAAGACUCUCACUGAAUUAAAUUGAUCUUCUCUCUCCUUCUUUCUCUCACUAUCUCAUUACCAAUCCCUCCCUCUCUCUCGCUCCACCUCUGUCUCCUACAUACAUAGGAUCUUAAUUUGAUCACCCUGUUGCAGGAGAACUUGGUGUAUUUGAGGUUUAAAAAGGCUUCUACAGUUUGUAAUUUCCACGUUUAAGUUUCAGACUUGAUUUUCCCUUACGAAAAAUGUACCUCUACAAAAAUGUCCAUACAUAAAAAUUCACACUUCCUGUUGCUGCAUGAUUAUUUUCCUGCUGUAGGAGACUGGCUCAAACUAAGAGCCUACAUCUGUAUUUUCACUUUCUCCCUCGCUCUCUAGGUCUCUCUCUGGUCUCUACUCUCCACCUUUCUGUGGCUCCACCUCUCUAUUUCCCUGUGUUGAAUGAAUGUGGUAUUGAGUGUCAUCCUUCCUCAACAGCGAUACGUCCUCCUCUCCCAGGCUAGCCGCUCACCUUACCCACUCCGGCUCCGCUCAGUCUCGCCUCCCACAAUCAGCCCCAGAGGCAGACACCCCCUCACGCCUCCCUCUCCCUCCCUCCUUCCCUCUCCCUCCCUCCUUCCCUCUCCCUCCCUCCUUCCCUCCACAGGCUCUGUGUAAACACAAGGGCUAAACCCUUACUGCUCACUUUCUUACUGCUGUUUCUUAUUCCUCUCUUUCUCUGGGCGAGCGAGACACACUCCUGUCUAAUACACACCUGCAUUUACAGCUAAUAGGCCUAUUUGUAAUACAUGAAUGUUUUUGUGCACUACUCAUGUGAUCAGUCACACACCAGAUAUAUCACAUAUCCACACACCCACACAUACAGCUUCCACCUAUGCUCUCUUAUCAAACAUAGACAAAGGUGUACACGUUGACAAUGAUUUAGAUACUGACCAUCAUGAUGCCGUAGGGGCUUGACUUUCUUUGACUGGUGAUUUGUUUUAGGGGUUUCUUAUAUUGUUUUUGCAUAGGUACAAUUAAAUGUUAUUACCAAUCUUUAUUUACUAAUACUGCCGUUUGGUUAUAAACGUGACAAUAUAGCACAAAUUACCAUGUCAUAGACAACCACCAAAUAACGGUUUCAAACAUGCACAUCAAACAGAAUGCACAAGUUACCACACAACAAUGUCGUCCCUUCCUUCCCUCCCUCAUUCUACCCAACGUGCACGCGCCCCCUCUCACUCACUCAGCCCUCGUCGUCGUGCACAUUCACCCAAAGCCUCAAAGACUAAUGGCCGUAUCUCAUUUCAUUUAAUCUGCCUAGAGGAAGGGCUGGAGACCAUCUAGCAGUCUUGAUUAAUAAUAGGCUUUUGGAAGCAACCGUCUCUCUUUCACACACUUAGUUUCUGUGCCUGGCUCCAAAACGUAUCAUAACUCCAGCUUUAUCAUUUGUAAAAUAAAGCCCCACUAUAUUGUAAUGUGUUUUACAAAUGAAGAGGGGGGGAAGGGUUAGGGUUAAUUAUUGGGGACUUGGAGUGUUUCUAUUUUUCAGAAGUUUCUCCUCAUAUCCAGUGUUGGGACAGGGUUGGGGCUUUUCAUUUUUCUCCACGCGCUUCGUGUUGUGUUGUAAUUAAACGUGACACAUUUAAACAGCUUAGGGUGUUGAAUAAGAUGGAGGUUAAAUGUCUGUUCCUCAAAGGUUCCCUCAGACAGGGGUAAAUAGCAUAGUUUCCAUUGAGUGAUUUUACACUCCUAUACCAUGCUGGAUUUCUACUUAACCAUAAAACGGCAUUGCUUAUUGAGUGAGGAAACUGAUUUUGGGGCUUUCUUGCUGCUUCUGGAGAAAGCUAGAAGCUAGCUUAUUCUGCAUUAAAGUAGUGGGUCCAACAUUUUACCAUCUGGGCAGGUAGCCUAGCGGUUAAGAGCGUUGGGCCAGUAACCGAAAAGUUGCUGGUUUGAAUCCCCAAGCCGACUAGGUGAAAAAUCAGUAUGUUCUGUUGAGCAAGGCACUUAACCCUAAUUGCUCCAGUAAGUCACUCUGGAUAAGAGCGUCUGCUAAAUGACUAAAAUGUCAAUGUAAUAAAAUUGGGAACUUCAAGUCACUAACAGAUGGCUCUCUGUGUUCAGGUUGUUCUGGAGUGUAUUCUAAAGAAGGACCUGGUCUACAACAAGGUCAACCCCAUAUUCCACCAUUGGAGGAUCAACGACAAGAAGUUUGGCCUGACAUUCCAGAGUCCUGCCGACGCCAGGGCCUUCGAUAGAGGGAUCCGCAGGGCCAUCGAGGACAUCAACCAAGGUGGGUUAGGAAGGACCCCUGAGCUUCAGUCCACCUCAGUACAGUCUCACCUCACAGAACUCAUGCUUUUGUAGACUCCUUGCCUCUGACAUUAUGCCUGUAUUUGUAUGAAUUUGUGUGUGUUCGUUUCUGUGUGUGUGUGUCUGCGUGUGUUUGUGGGUUGGUCUGUGGCAUGUAAUGGUUGACCUGCUGUCUGUUCUCCUGGUGGUAGAUGCUUAGUGUUGAUUAGCUGUGAUGACUUCCCCUGCUCCCUGCUCACUCACCCAUGAUUGGCUCUCCUAUCUUAUCUGUGCCAGCUGUGGAGGACAUAAUGGCACAACUUCCUGUACAGACUGACAACCCCAAGCCUGUGCCCAGACAGUUGAGUCAGAGGAUAGGGGCACAAGCUGAAGGAUGCAUUUAGGUCAGGAUAGGGGCUGUGUGUGAAAUUUGGAGUUCAGGCUUUAAGGUACAGGUGUAGGAUCUUAAUUUGAUCACACGUUUGUUGAGAAUUUUCCUGCACCGCAGGAAAUGCAGAUGAGCUUUGUGAUUUACGUAAAUUCACUGAAAACCCAAACUAAAAUGGGAAUAUUAACAGUAUUGCACAUUUCCUGUAGCCUAAUUUUGUCCAGCUAUUUAUUUUAUUAUUUAUUUAACCUUUAUUUAACCAGGUAAGCCAAUUUGAGAACAAGUUCUCAUUUACAACUGCGACCUGGCCAAGAUAAAGCAAAGCAGUGCGAUAAAAAACAACAACACAGAGUUACAUAUGGAAUAAACAAAAUGUACAGUAAAUAACACAAUAGAAAAUCUGCAAAUGUAGAAAGUUAUGGAGGUAAGGCAAUAAAUAGGCCAUAGUGCAAAAUAAUUACAAUUUAGUAUUAACACUGGAGUGAUAGAUGUGCAGAAGAUGAUGUGCAAAUAGAGAUACUGGGGUGCAAAUGAGCAAAAUAAAUAACAAUAUGGGGAUGAGGUAGUUUGGUGGGCUAAUUACAGAUGGUCUGUGUACAGGUGCAGUGAUCGGUAAGCUGCUCUGACAACUGAUGCUUAAACUUAGUGAGGGAGAUAAGAGUCUCCAGCUUCAGAGAUUUGUGCAGUUCGUUCCAGUCAUUUGCAGCAGAGAACUGGAAGGAAUGGCGGCCAAAGGAGGUGUUGGCUUUGGGGAUGACCAGUGAGAUAUACCUGCUGGAACGCAUACUACGGGUGGGUGUUGCUAUGGGGACCAAUGAUCUAAGAUAAGGUGGGGAUUUGCCUAGAAGUGAUUUAUAGAUGACCUGGAGCCAGUGGGUUUGGCGACGAAUAUGUAGUGAGGGCCAGCCAACAAGAGCGUACAGGUCACAAUGGUGGGUAGUAUAUGGGGCUUUGGUGACAAAACGGAUGGCACUGUGAUAAACUGGUACAUAAACUGGGGCAUGGGCAAGUUGCAGCGGAGGGUGCAGAGAUGGUGGCCGGGGUAGGGGUAGCCAGGGGGAAAGCAUGGCCAGCCGUAGCAAAAUGCUUAUUGAAAUUCUCGAUUAUCGUAGAUUUAUCAGUGGUGACAGUGUUUCCUAGCCUCAGUGUAGUGGGUAGCUGGGAGGAGGUGCUCUUAUUCUCCAUGGACUUUACAGUGUCCUAGAACUUUUUGGAGUUAGUGCUACAGGAUGCACAUUUCUGUUUGAAAAAGCUAGCCUCUGCUUUCCUAACUGAUUGAUAAUAUGACUGCUGCCUGGCUCUCAGCGCUCUCAGAGCCUGUUCUACUCCUCUCCUCUCUGUAUCCUCUGAUCUGUUCUGGCUUCCUCUGUAUUCCACCAGUGUUGUGUAAUGCCUCUUCUCCACACAAGCAGGUUCCUUUGUAUUCCUGUUGCAUCGCUCUGCUGCCGGACUGCAGUGUGGUGUGUGUGUGUUCUUCUUAGUGUGUGUUUAAGAGUGUGUGUGUCAGCCUUGCGGUCCUCAGUUGCCAUAGCAACAGUGGACACAUGGCCCUGGCAGCUCCGUGGCCCAGCACUAGCAGAGUCGUGCUGCAGGAAGUCUCUGUCUCAACGUGCUACAGACAGACAGACAGCAUGGGUCUCACCGUAGCAGAGACUGACAGACAGGAAGAUGGAUACCCGCACACUGUUCAAUACUCCAACAAUUUUCUUGUGCAAUGUUUCGACCCGACGGUCUUCUUCUCUAAACUAGACUGAGAGACACAGACAGAUAUACAGACAGACGUACAGACGGGGACAGACAGAGGUCCGGUUUUUCCUGCUGCCUGCCUGGCUCGUUUUAAAUGAGGUCUUGGUGAUCCUAAUUAAGUGAACUGGGAGUCUUAAAAGAGCCUCUUGAUGCCUCAGGUACAAACAGUUUCCUCUUCGUCCGUCCCAGUGGAAAUGAGCUAAUCUCUGUUUUCUACACUACUGCCAACAUUUAACUUUGGACUAAUUUAUUUUCCCCAAGAUUUCAGGAAAAGCUUGUUUUUAGACAUGAUGUCGGGUACAAGUUCAACAGUACAAUUACUUAGUAUUCUUAUCAUAAGUCAACUUACUUGAAACUUGUCGUCAGUGAAUGCAACAUUUUUGGACUGAGUCAUGGCUUUUUAGCCUCGACCCGAGAGCAGAUUUCAUUAGGCCAUGUGUCCCACUAACACAGAGUAGCUUUCAUUUCCCCUUUUAGCUGUUCUUGGGCGAAUGUAAGUCUUGGCCUACCAUACCUCCCUCAAUGGCUUCCCUCUUCCUUCAAUCACCAGUGGCGUACUUGUGGGGACAUGUGAAGUCUGGGGACUUUUUGACAUUUUAGGGAAUUUUAAUAUAUGGCUUGGUGACGUGGGGACAUACUGUAUGUUAUGUGAACUCUCUCUGUCUCUUUCUGUCUCUCUCUCUGUAGCUCAUCUGUAUCUGUGUAGCUGGAAGUCUUAUUGAAUAUCUGAUUUUAUUCAAUCUUCUCCUUUCCAGGCUGUCCUGUGUUUGACGACUCAGACUCUCUUGAAGAUGGAUUACAGGUGAGUCCACGUACCUGUGUCUCUAUUUGCUAGCACUGAGGUUUGCUGUAGGACUAACUUGACUUCUCACUAGUCUAGUGUGUUUCAGUUCUCUUGCUGGUGCUUGAAUCCAGGAAGCAAAGCAUUGGGAAAUCUAAGCAGUCAGUGGCUCAACAGAACACUAUCCCAGUACUACUUCAGGCCCUUUUGUCUUCUACUCUGCCAGUUGUCUUUAGGAUUUGAGUCUGUUUGAACAGCCAGGACCUUACCUUCCAUUGCUGGGGAGUUGUUGAGUGUGCCCACGGCUUAGGUGUGCACAUCUGUCAUCUGGUCAAAACUGAUACCUGGGGGAACCCAAUUGCGUAAAAAAAUAAAUAAACAUGGCGAAAUGUCUCCCAUUUGGCCUCAUGGAUUAUCUGAAGCCACUCGUAUUUACUCAUGUUCCUCGUCUAUUAAUAGAUUGAGCUAUGCUCGGACGUAUUGUGUUCGGAAGCUGAUAAAGGAGUUGGUUAUCACUUUGACCUCCUCAGUCUGAGCUUUCACAAGCUACAGGUUUUCAAGUGUGGUUAGCAAGGUUUUCUCAAUCUCAACAAGAUGGAGUACAGGUAUAUGACUACACACCUAAGCUGAUUUUGCUUUAGAUAUUGGGUGUGUUGUUGAAACAUAACACUGCUCCUUGAAACACCACAAGUAGACACGACGGUACAAUGCGUGGUAUUUGCUAAGUAUACAUGGCAAACUGAACCUCUUAACGAAAGGCCUUGUUUCAGAUGACCUGCCAAGCCAAUCAUUUAGUAGCUCCUGCUGCUCUUUAGUUCCCAGUAUCUGUGGGUUUUGUGUCCGUCAGUGAUCCGGUGGCUGGGCUGCAGUCACCUUUGACCCUCAGUAUCUGACAUUCACUGAGUGGAGUAGAGAAGGUCAGAGGGCGUGAGAGGGAGGCUGAAUCUGUUCUUGUUCAUGUGGAGAGCAGCUUUAAGGAAUCAGCCAUACAGGAAGUCCAAUGGCACCGCUGUUGCUAAGCAGCAGAGGAGCAGGCAGUGGGAGGAGAGGGGGAGAGGGGUUCAGUGAGUGAGCAACAGAGGGUGUCGCCAUAGUAAUUUGGCAUCCGAGUGUUGCGGUCCGAGACCUGAGCUACACGGGCGAGAAACCGUGAGGCUAGUCACUCUCUAACACCAAGCCACGCAGCUAGAGAGCGCUAACGAACGCUCCACUUAAAUGCCACCACACAAUGUGUGACAUUACUCUGCACCUCUUCAUCAUUUAACACGUUCCAGUCUUCGCUCCUUCACAGAAUUUGACUCAGAUGACGAGAACUGUGUGUACAGACAAAACAUUUGUUCAGAGUUUUGUUCAGUUUCAUUUCUUCAUCGAAGGUCUGACAUGAAUUGAUUUAGCUGAAAGUGACCUUGUGCUGUAGCCCAGCCGAGAGCCACGAGACGAGUCACUUUGACAUGGGAUGGAGGGCACUCUGGAGCGUCAUUUGGGCCUUUAUUGGAUUUAGCCUAGUCAUUCUCUGUAUGAGCUGGACUGGACUAGGAACAUGUCUGCCAUGUAGAGUGUUUUGGGAUGUCUGGUUUUCCCCUAAUACUCUGAUGGCCAGCCAGGUCUCUUGGUAUCUGGAACCUCUUAACCCGCAGUCCGUGUGUGUGUGUGGUGUAGGACAUUCUUAUCAGCCCACAUCGUGCCCAGCAGGGUUCAGCACCCUCUACCAGAACACCACAGUCUUCCUCUCUCACCCUGACACCACACACCGCACACCCACAGCCAGUCACACACACACAUGCAUAAUCACACACACACACACGCAUAAUCACACACACACAUGCAUAAUCACACAGUCGACACAUACAGUACCAGUCAAAAGUUUAGACACACCUACUCAUUCCAGGGUUUUUCUUUAUUUUUACUAUUUUCUACAUUGUGGAAUAAUAGUGAAGACAUAAACUAUGAAAUAACACAUAUGGAAUCAUGUAGUAACCAAAAAAGUGUUACACAAAUCAAAAUAUAUUUGAGAUUCUUCAAAGUAGCCACCCUUUGCCUUGAUGACAGCUUUGCACACUCUUGGCAUUCUCUCAACCAGUUUCGUGAGGUAGUCACCUGGAUUGCAUUUCAAUUAACAGGUGUGCCUUCUUAAAAGUUAAUUUGUAGAAUGUAUUUCCUUCUUAAUGCAUUUGAGCCAGUCAGUUGUGUUGUGACAAGGUAGGGGGUGGUAUACAGAAGAUAGCCCUAUUUGGUAAAAGACCAAGUCCAUAUUAUGGCAUGAACAGCUCAAAUAAGCAAAGAGAAACGACAGUCCAUCAUUACUUAAAGACAUGAAGGUCAGUCAAUCCGGAACAUUUCAAGAACUUUGAAAGUUUCUUCAAGUGCAGUCGCAAAAACCAUCAAGCGCUAUGAUGAAACUGGCUCUCAUGAGGACCACCACAGGAAAGGAAGACCCACAGUUACCUCUGCUGCAGAGGAUAAGUUCAUUAGAGAUAACUGCACCUCGGAUUGCAGCCCAAAUAUAUGCUUCACAGAGUUCAAGUAACAGACAUCUCAACAUCAACUGUUCAGGGGAGACUGCGUGAAUCAGGCCUUCAUGGUCGAAUUGCUGCAAAGAAACGACUACUAAAGGACACCAAUAAGAAGAAGAGACUUGCUUGGGUCAAGAAACACGAGCAAUGGACAUUAGACCGGUGGAAAUCUGUCCUUUGGUCUGAUGAGUCCAAAUUUGAGAUUUUUGGUUCCAACCACCGUGUCUUUGUGAGACGCAGAGUAGGUGAACGGAUGAUCUCUGCAUGUGUGGUUCCCACCAUGAAGCAUGGAGGAGGAGGUGUGAUGGUGAGGGGGGGCUUUGCUGGUGACAUUGUCUAUGAUUUUAUUUAGAAUUCAAGGCACACUUAACCAGCAUGGCUACCACAGCAUUCGGUAGCGAUACGCCAUCCCAUCUGGUUUGCGCUUAGUGGGACUAUCAUUUAUUUUUCAACAGGACAAUGACCCAACACACCUCCAGGCUGUGUAAGGGCUAUUUGACCAAGGAGGUGAGUGAUGGAGUGGUGCAUCAGAUGACCUGGCCUCCACAAUCACCCGACCUCAACCCAAUUGAGAUGGUUUGGGAUGAGUUGGACCGCAGAGUGAAGGAAAAGCAGCCAACAAGUGCUCAGCAUAUGUGGGAACUCCUUCAAGACUGUUGGGAAAGCAUUCCAGGUGAAGCUGGUUGAGAGAGUGCCAAGAGUGUGCAAAGCUGUCAUCAAGGCAAAGGGUGGCUUCUUUGAAAAAUCUAAAAUAUAUUUUGAUUUGUUUAACACUUUUUUGGUUACUACAUGAUUCCAUAUGUGUUAUUUCAUAGUUUUGAUGUCUUCAAUAUUAUUCUACAAUGUAGAAAAUAGUAAAAAUAAAGAGAAACCCUGGAAUGAGUAGGUGUGUCCAAACUUUUGACUGGUACUGUACAUACCCACUCAAAGGCUGACAUACUGUACAAAUUGCAUACACCCGCCACCCUCCUUGACAGCCUAUGCAGAACCUUGUUUAGGUGCACCAUUUGACAGCUGUUUGAGACGCAAAACCACAUCUGUUUUUUACUGCACGACCUCUGCUGAGAAGGAUGGGUGAUCCUCUCCUCAUCUUAAAUGUAGAAGAUAGAACUUGUAGAAAUGUAGUUUGUGUUUGCAGCGAUUUCAAUUCGAUCAGGUUUUUGAGAGGAGGUGGGGUGCUAUAGUCCUGGAGAGAUUAAAGAAGUGGGUCAAACGGCGCCUGGAAUGUUCUAGUCAGGUUAGGUAGUUUGGUUGAGGAGAAAGCGUACUGGAGAGAAGCCCCAGUAGAAUCUUUGUAGAGCAGGGCUGAGCAGCAUUACGAGGAUGCAUUCUAGGGAUGAGUCAUCAUCCCUAACACUGAAGAACUCCUCAUACACAAUCCCACUCUCUCCCCUUCUCUCUCCCUCUCUUUAACACACAUCUGAAUUCUUUUUACUUGAUGUUUCACAGUGAAAUACUGUGAACAUACAGAUGCUUGGACCUGUGAGUCUUUAUGAGUCACUGAUAGAAUAUAUGCACACACAUAACGUAGGACACACUCACACACAGCAGGCCAGCCCCUUCCCCUGUGUGUGCCUGGGAGGGUGGAACUGCGUGGAGCUCUGAUGUUGGUCCUGAGCCAGGUCCCCCCCCCCCCCCCACCAUCUCCACCUCAACAUCUCUGGGGUCAGAUCGGAACCAGAUUGGCCCCCACGCAUGCCUUUGAAUGGUGGGGCUCAGCGCAGCGCUUUAAAAGGAAGCCCAAGUCUGGUUCCAAUUUCAUCCCCCUAACCCCCUCUCUCUCUUUCUCACACAGUCACAAACACACACACACACACACACACACACAAACAGCUGUCAUCUGGCAUUUUAAAUUCUGGCCUGCAUUUCUCCAGCUGGAGUUGGUUUAUGACAUUCCCUCAGCAGACUUGUUGGCCGUGCUCUCUCUCACACACAUGCAUAAACACUCACGUAUACAUAUGCUCACGUACACACACUUAUUUUUUCCUGUUCUGUUCUUUCUCUCUCCCCUCCUCUCCUUAUUCUGGCAUUCCUGCUCAGACUGCUAACACACCGGGUGUGUGACACACACACACCACACACAGUAUUUUAGCAUUCAGAGAAGCCAAGAGGAAAAAAGACACGCGCACACACACGGUUUGUUAGCAGUCUGAGGGGGGAGAGCGAGAGAAGUGGGUAAGAAGAGAAAGGGGGGGUGGGGGGGAAGAGUCAAAGGAAGCAUCUCUUAGCAACCACUAAUUACUGUAGCAGCAGCUGGGAGCAAACCAGAUUUCCGCUGUGCGUUAAAACACUGGCGUGGGCUACUUUACACACAGCACUGACUAACCAGAGCCAGCAGCCUCCUCCACACGCAGCGAGAGAGAGGCAGCGAGAGAGGCCUGAAUGAGGGAAGGGUGUGUUUCUGCUUGUGUUUGAAAUAUAAAGUAUAUGCUUCUCUGUGUGAGAAUAUGCAUCUUUUUGUGACUGCAUAUAAGGUUGUGUACCAAUAUGUGUGUGAGAAUUUGUGUGCGAGUGCAUGUCUGAGUGUGUGUUUGUGUCUGUGUGUACGUGCGCAGAUGGGAGCUCCAUGCUCGUGUGAGUGCUGAAAUGUGCUGGCCAUCAUUAAGAACUCACCAUAAGGCCUUUCUCUGUAAUGGCUGCUUUUCUUCCUCUCCUCCACACCUGUUCUUCCUCUCUUCCACACCUGUUCUUCCUCUCUUCCACACCUGUUCUUCCUCUCCUCCACACCUGUUCUUCCUCUCCUCCACACCUGUUCUUCCUCUCCUCCACACCUGUUCUUCCUCUCCUCCACACCUGUUCUUCCUCUCCUCCACACCUGUUCUUCCUCUCCUCCACACCUGUUCUUCCUCUCUUCCACACCUGUUCUUCCUCUCCUCCACACCUGUUCUUCCUCUCCUCCACACCUGUUCUUCCUCUCCUGCUGGGGUUGGGCUCAGAACUCAUAGUCCAUUGUUGUCACCUAAUAGGCAGGUGGGUGUAUGUAUACAUGUAUUUUGUAUUUGUGUGUGUUCGAGUUCUUAACAGUAGUUGUCCAAUACAGUUGACUAGGAUCUGUCACACCGAUAAAAUGCCUGUGGGAACACAUGGGGGGGCUGCUAGGAACUCUGUGUUCUCAACAGAAGGGGCUUGAGUCAUCUCAUCUCACAGGCAGAGGCACAAGGAGAAAUGUGGUCUCUGGGCGCUACCUGGUGGACAAAUGUGAGAGAAAUAUAGUUAGGAUAUCAGUGGUGUCUGUAGCUAAUGUGAGUCAGUGGUAUGCUUCUUAUACCUACUUGUGAAGUAUAAUAAUGGCGCCUUGUAUAAUUAAGGUGAAAUGUGAAAAAUGAAUGAUAUAUUGAAAAUAGUACUUUUGUGGUUGUGUUGCAGACCCUGUGUGAGGAGCCGCCCUCCAUCUGUACGCCCAUGAAGGAGCCCUUUUCCCCCCUGAGUGUCCACAGUGUGGUGUCCACUGAACCCUGCCGGGGCUGCUACGUCCGCGCUCAGCCCUUUGACGAGUUUCCCUCCAGCAACCGCCGCUACCUGCCUCCUCAGGUCAGUACCAAACAUGUCUGGACUAGAAGUCUUCACGGGUCCAACAGACCUGGAAUUCUGAGAUCCGACUCGGGAACCGAGCGGGACCGGGCCCUAAAUUAUUACUUUUAUCUGCUUGUUAUCUGUGUCAGCCAAUUGCAACUCAAUAAAACUGAAUUUAUGUCCAGCUGAAACUGGUUUCCGCCACUCACCUCACGUGCUCCUGCUGCUGAGGAGAGAGACAGAGGGAGCGAGUGAAAGGAGCCUUGGCCUAGGCUACUGUUGAUUGCAAAGAUGGCCUUUUUAAUUGAAGUAAAACAAAAAUUAGAGGAGAAAGAGUAUAGUGAAAAGAAGCCGACCAGGGGAAUAUUGUGGACAAAGAUGAGAAUAAGGUUGAUGUGGCCAAAUGGACUGUGUGCAACUCGCUAUUUUUAUUUUUGUGUUUAUUAUCAUUUGUUUUAUCAUUAUUAUUAUUGUAGGCCUAUUUACGAAUCUAAACCAGUUCUUUAAACCAUUUUCAGGUCUGGCCAUAGAUUUUCAAGUAGAUUUAAGUCAAAACUGUAAUUCGGCCACUCGGGAGCAUUCACUGUCUUCUUAGUAAGCAACUCCAGUGUAGAUUUGGCCUUGUGUUUUAGGUUAUUGUCCUGCUGAAAGGUGAAUUCAUCUCCCAGUGUCUGGUGGAAAGCAGACUGAACAAGGUUUUCCUCUAGGAUUUUGCCUGUGCUUAUCUCCAUUCUGUUUAUUUUUUUAUCCUGAAAACCUCCCCAGUCCUUAACGAUUACAAGCAUACCCAUAACAUGAUGCAGCACAGGAGGUUGUUGGCACCUUAACUGGAGAGGACGGGCUCGUAGUAAUGGCUGGAGUGGAAUUAGUGGAAAGGCCCUUUCCACUAAUUAGUUCCAGCCAUUUAUUAUGAAUCAUCCUCCCCCAGCAGCCUCCACUGCGAUGCAGCCACCGCUAUGCUUAAAAAUGGAGAGUGGUACUCCCCAAACAUAACACUUUGUGAAUUGCCUUGCCGCAUUUUUUGCAGUAUCACUUUAGUGCCUUGUUGCAAAUAGGAUGCAUGAUUUUGAAUAUUUGUAUUCUGUACAGGCAUCCUUCUUUUCACUCUGUCAAUUAGGUUAGCAUUGUGGAGUAACUACAAUGUUGUUGAUCCAUCCUCAGUUUUCUCCUAUCACAGCCUUUAAACUCUGUAACUGUUUUAAAGUCAUCAUUGGCCUCAUGGUAAAAUCCUUGAGCGGUCAGAUGCCAAGCAGUUGCCAUACUAAGGUGUUCUCAAUGGUGCAGCUGUAUAACUUUUUGAGGAUCUGAGGGCCCAUGCCAAAACAUUUUCAGCCUCCUGAGGAGGAAGGGGCAUUGUCGUGCCUUCUUCACAACUGUGUUGGUGUGUGUGGACCAUGAUAAUUCCUUAGUGAUGUGGACACCUAGGAACUUGAAGCUCUUGACCCGCUCCACUACAGCCCUGUUGAUGUGGAUGGGGGCGUGCUCGGCCCUCCGUUUCCUGUAGUCCACGAUCAGCUCCUCUGUCUUGCUGACGUUGAGGGAUGAGUUGUUGUCCUGGCUCCACACUGCCAGGUCACUGAGCUCCUCCCUAUAGGCUGUCUCAUCGUCGUUGGUGAUCAGGCCAACCAUGUCGUGUCAUCAGCAAACUUAUUGAAAACGUUGGAGUUGUGCGUGUCCACACAGUCGUGGACAUAAGUAUUUUACAUAAGUAAAAAAAAAAUUACAAAAAAAUUGCUUUUCUUUAGAAAACAAGAAUUUCUAUGUGACCCCAAACUUUUGAACGGUAGUGUAUAUAUUUUUUUCAAUAUUAAUAUCAGACAGUGGACACCUAUGCCGAUAGGCAUAUAUGCAUGCAAUGCCCUGGCGCAUUUAGCACUCAAAUCUCCGACAGCUGAACCGUGAGGUGGACAAUUAUUGUUUUAAAAACCAAUAUAACAAUAGGCUAUAAAGUUUUGAAUAUGCUACACAUCAAAACACAACAAAUAUUUUGUAUUUGUUUUAGGCAGGUUUUAAGGACACACAACUGUUGAUCAUUUGACUAAUAUCGCUAGUUUAUUGAUGGCGCCGGCAGCACCCAGUCUGAGGUUUCUUUCUUUCUACUCUGAACGGGUCUUCGGAUCCAAAUCGGAAGGGGUUUGUUCGAGUCUGUUUUUCCACAGGCCUUUUCGGAACGUGUCUCCAUUUUUAAAAAUGUUUUUUUAUUCAUAUUGGGUCGGGUGGGAAAGCCAUGUUCCAUUUCGUAAGUUGGACCUGUGAAGACCUCUAUUCUAGACCCACUAUAUUACAGUAUAUCAUUAGCCCUUUAUUGCCACUAGAGAUUAAACCUCCAUGUUAGAUCUAGUUCAAUAAGGUAUACUUAUUCUGAAGAAUGUCUUACAUGACAUGGAAGGACAGUAAAGAUCAUUCAAGAUGAAUACUCAAAUAAAUUAAAUAUAUACUGACACACUGCUAAAAUGUCUGUUGUGUUCUCUGAACUGAAUUAAAUGAAAUAACGCUAUGUCUCCAUCAGGUCUCCUUCAAGUCUACGCGCCACGUGAGCUUUCACAUGGACGAGGAGGAGAUUGUAAGGAUCAACCCUCGUAAGGACGUUCUGAUCCGCGGUUACGAGGACUACCGCCACCCCGUCAUGUGGAAGCAGGAGGCAGAGCGAGAGGACCCUGACUUCCCUGCCCUCUUCCACAAACUGGACAGCAAGAAGUGUGAGUACCUCUUCCCCGAGGGGCCGGGAAUGGAGUCCCACUCGGCCCCUGGAAGUAUGGGCAUGGGCACAGGACUGGGGCUAGGGCUGGGUAAAGACUCAUCCAUCAAGACGCAGCCCUCGCCGCUGCUCAAGUCCAAAAAAGGGCGGCGGAGGCGGGAGGACGGUGAGCGUUCGCGCUGUAUCUACUGCCGAGAAAUGUUCAACCAUGAGGACAACCAGCGGGGCCAGUGCCAGGACGCUCCAGACCCCAUCAAGCAGUGCAUCUAUAAAGUCAGCUGCAUGCUUUGUGCCGAGAGCAUGCUGUACCACUGCAUGUCUGACUCGGAGGGAGACUUCUCGGACCCCUGCUCGUGUGACGCGGCUGACGAGCAGUUCUGCCUGCGCUGGCUGGCCCUGACGGCACUGUCCUUCAUCGCUCCCUGUAUGUGCUGCUACCUGCCACUGAGAGCCUGCCACCACUGUGGGGAGGCCUGCAGAUGCUGCGGGGGCAAGCACAAGGCCGCCGGGUGACCUGAAUGAACUCUGACCCCUCACCCGGGAUGACCUACCCACAACACAGCUAGCUGACACAGGAAAGCGGAAAAAAGCUGGGUAUUAAAAUACCGGCAACCUUGUUUUUCAUUCACCUCAGAGGGGGUGACGUUGUUGUAGACGCCUAGCUCUGGAGGUCUUUUGGAGAUGUUUGUGUCUUCCGGCGCAGAGAGCAGCGGAAGACGAACCUCGUGCUUUACGGGCUCUGAGCGUGAAGUUAAGUUCGGGAGCUGAACGCGAGGAGAAGGCGUUGAGAUUAACAGACGUGGAGAUAUUACUAAACACACACUCUUACUCACACUCGUACAUAAUAAACACAACAACCAGGCCACCAUGUCACUCUCCCUACAAGUAAUGUGUAACUUUAUGAAGGAAUAUUGUAUUUUGUACAGAGAGCAAAAACUACACAACAACAGCAAAAAACAAAACAAAACAAUUGUGCAUACAGAAAACAUACUUAGUGUUUGAGUAUGCUAAAAGGGAUAUGUUCUUGUGAAUUUGCAGUUGGGUAACAGUGGCCGUUCCUUUAUGACUCGAGCAUUAAAGUGCACUAUAAAUGUUUUACCCCCCCUUCACACAAUUCUAAUGGUACAUUAACCUUAAGACCAUUCUUAUUGAGUAAAUUAACAGUUCAAAGAUGUUGCUGUGGUGGAUGUGUACGUGUUUCCUUAUUUUUCCUAUUCAUCAAAUGUUGAACAAAAAAAGAACGUAACACCUUUUUAUAUUUUCGUGGUACAGUCUGACAUAGCUAGAUGUUAGAGUGAUUUGGACCACUUAAUUGCAUUCCAACAUAAAGGGAUCGAUUCCAUGAGCAGAAGCGAAAAUAUGGUAAUGUGUUUUGCAAUCCUCCAUCUUCCGAACAAGUCAAGAAUUAAUGUUAACACUUCUUGACUCACCUUCCUUGAGACCAAAAUGUCACAAUUCCAGGUACUUUACCAGAUUUUCUAUUUUGACUCCAUCACAUCUUUGCUUCAUGGUAAAACUGUUGUUUUUUAUUUAAAGCUGAAGUUUUGCUCAACCAGCAAGUUUUUCAGUUUAAUGUUGGUGAGUAAGGGGUCUUGAGUGCCCCUUUGUUGAACAAGGCACUUAAAUCAGGCUAGUUUGGGGAAAACACUUUUUUUUAUUUGUUUUAUUAGUCAUCAACUAGAAAUUACCAACUAAAACUCAAAUUUAGUGUGCGAAAAGCCCACCUUGAAAGCACUGGUCUCCAAGCUUUGGUUACAGCACCAUCUUCAUAUUUCAAACGUACUGGAUGUCUGUCCCCUUGUGAUUGAAGCAUUUGUAAGGAGUCAAAUGUACUGCUGUUAUUAGGUCAUUUUGCAGUUUGUCCACGGUAACUCCUAGAAUACAUAGUUUAACAUUUGCCCAGUCAUGAAUGAACAGGUGCCUCAUUUUUAAAUGUCACAAAGUGCAUUUGCCUAUAGGUAAUUAUAGCAUAUGGGUAUGAUUGUUUGUUACACACUGUAUGUGCAUAGGUCUUCAUAUGCAGUGGCAGUGAGACGUCAAGCACAGUGAUCAUAGAAACUGAUAUGUGUUUACUCGUUGUAACAAACCUGACUUUGUUGAAGGCUGAUGGGUAGAUACAGUAUGAAGGUCCUUGUUGAAAUCCAUAUUUCACUCAGAGGAACAUAGCCACGAUAACAAACAAUAACUGUAGACAUACCCCCGGUUGUAUUAAUUCGAUACUGCAUCUUUAAAAGACAGUAUGCUAAUUCCACACAUCAGAAUGAACUGUUUUGAUAAAUCUUUCUGCCUGUGUACCUGAAUAGUUUUUGAGAACAAAGAAAUUAGUUUAUUUGAUCAUUUAGACCAGGGGUGUCAAACUCAUUCCACAGAGGGCCAAGUGUCUGCGGGUUUUUGUGUUUUCCUUUCAAUUAAGACCUAGACAACCAGGUGAGGGGAGUUCCUUACUAAUUAGUGACCUUAAUUCAUCAAUCAAGUACAAAGGUGGAGCAAAAACCCUUAGACACUCCGUGGAAUGAGUUUGACACGUGAUUUAGACAAAAUCGUUAUCAAAAGGUUUGAAAAUCGCCCUCCCCUAUUUAAAAAGCUUGUCAUUACAGCCCUGUACUGUAGCCAAUAGAUAUGCACACCAUCCCCCGGCCCGCCACUUCUUGAGAAAAGGAAGUGGCAACCCUGUCUCGUCUCCAGACUGGAUGGGGGCAGUCAACUUCUUCCAUAUCCCUCCCUUAUGCCCCAUGCGAGGCACCAACCAACACUCUUUACUUUCUAUGCAAACUAUUGACCAUGGGAAACACAUAGACCUCUCUCCACACUGAGUCAGUGACGGUACACUUUAAUAACGCUAUUUACACGUUACCCCAGGUACCAAACUCCAAGCACCUGUAAAUAAGUAACACUAUAUUUAAAUACCUGAUAAUAAUCCCAUUUUGUUUUUUGGAAAUGAAAAGAUAUAGCUGUAUUUAUCACUGCUGUCAGCAUAUACUGUAGCUUCAAUUGACAGCAUUAUGUACAUAGGUCACCUUUUAGUAUUAUUUCACAUUGAAAGUAGAGGGCGUUCAUGAUGGAAAUGACUAUUGAGCUUUUAAUGGAGUUUCUUUCUAGUUUUCUACGAAGGGAGGAAGGCUAGAGUGCUAACAUGGUACAGUAGUGGCAGUCCACUUAUUUAAAAAAAAGUUAUAUCUAUAUAUAUAUAAAGCUGCUAGAUACAAUCACUAAUUUUUUAUUGAGUUGAGUGAAAAGUCAGCUACGAAAGACUGUUUAAACAAUACCUAGUUCCUAUGAUAGCAUAUAACCGUGUGUGUGCGUGCGCAUUUGGUUGGUUUAUCAAUGUUUUUGUUCUCCCAUAUUGUAAUUUGGAUUGCCCUGCAUAUUGCAAGCUGAACCCAAGAUUUGAUGAACCUGAUUAAAAACUUGCUGGCUGAGAAGCAAAGUGUUGGACGUACAUUCAUACAAGUUUUUCUGAGAGAUACUGAAAUAAUCCGUUUCAUUCUGCAUUAACCAGCAUAGUGUAACUCGCUAUCAUGUACUGUAUUAUAUAUGCAACAUGUCUGUCUGCUUUAAUAUAUUUAUGUUUUACCUGUUAACUUUGCAUAAGACUUCAGUUUUUAACCACUUUGCUGCUAGUCUUUUAUACUUAUUUCAAUCUUGGAAAGUGUGCAUAUCUUUGGAUUGCUUAAAAAUGUACAUUCUUGACUUUGUGUGCGUUAAAAUAGAAAUGCCUAUAUAAACGUAUUUCUUCAGUGUAUUGUUUAAAAAGGUUUAUUUUCACAGCAGUUGAGUGGUUACUUUUCAAUUAUCCAACGCUUUGGUGCACUGAUGAUGUAUGUAUGCUUUUUUCUUAUUACAACGCUUGAUGAUGUAACGUGAUUAGUUCUAAAUAGUGGAAAACAUUUGUGUUUUGAAAAUUGCAGUAUAAAUGGUACUCUAAUUCUUCUGUAAACACUGCCUGUUUACUUUCUUUCUCAUGCAUCUUUUCUUUCAGUUUCUUAGUGCCCUUGGCUUCACAUCCUGACAACCUUGAAAAAGUGCCUCACGUCCAUCAUAGUUUCCAUCUAAAACUUAACAGCUCUUGUUCUGGUUAUAUUGGUUUAUAUAUGUCUAGGUAUUUCUAUCAUGGUUUGAAAAUUCCAAGUAUAUGAUGUAAAAUGUAUAGUUCAAUAACUCAUGUCAUAGUUGUACUUUCUUUAUACAGAUGUAACUUGUUACUUUUCAUAAAUAUAUAAUGUAAAUAUGCAUACAUAUGUUUAACUGUUUUUAUGUUACAUCAUACACUUGUAAUUUGUCAUAUCAAAUAACAUUAUCAUAAUAAAAUGGUGAGUUUUAAUCUUGUGUCAUCUUGUGGGAUUAUUUUGAAGAUUUCUAUCAUUCUCUUUCUACCUCAGGUUUCCUUAUGAUCCGAGGGGAGUCCAUAGUGUUAUAUUUCUAUGGUGGAGACAUUGCAUAUGUGCAAUGCAACCAAAUUGUACAUAACAUUGCAAACCAUUAAAGAGUAACUUAAAUGACAAAUUCUGCUUUUCAUUUUGUCAGUUCAUUGCAAAAGUUAUAUUUUGGUCUUUUAGUAAGUAAAUCUAGCUCUUUUUGCCCCUAGCAGUUCAAAAUAUAUGCAAAUUCUUAAUUUCAUGCAUGCCUUGUGGUCUCCUGUUCUUCACCACAUGAAGAGCAGUAGCCAUUUUGAGCCAAAAAACACAACCCCGUUACUUGUUUGACCAUAACAAGGUUGUGAGACUGUGACAGGGUUGAGUUUGUCACUUUGUGAAGUUAUUCAAAUUAAUUAUUAUUGUUUAUCUUUAUAACGACAUGCAUAUGUUGACUGUAAUGUUGUCCAUGUUAAGUAUAUACAGUGCAUUCGGAAAGUAUUCAGACCCCUUGACUUUUUCCACAUUUUGUUACAUUUCAGCCUUAUUCUGAAAUGGAUUACAUUUCCACUCAUCAAUCUACACACAAUACCCCAUAAAUGUUUGCACAUUUAUUUUUAAAAAAUUAAAAGCUGAAAUAUCACAUUUACACAAGUAUUCAGACCCUUUACUCCAUACUUUGUUGAAGCACCUUUGGCAGUGAUUACAGCCUCGAGUCUUCUUGGGUAUGACGCUACAAACUUGGCACACCUGUAUUUGGGGAGUUUCUCCCAUUCUUCUCUGCAGAUCCUGUCAAGCUCUGUCAGGUUGGAUGGGGAGCGUCGCUGCACAGCUAUUUUCAGGUCUCUCCGGAGAUGUUAGAUCGGGUUCAAGUCCGGGCUCUGGCUGGGCCACUCAAGGACAUUCAGAGACUUUUCCUGAAGCCACUCCUGCGUUGUCUUUGCUGUGUGCUUAGGGUCGUUGUCCUGUCGGAAAGUAUUCAGACCCCUUGACUUUUUCCACAUUUUGUUACGUUACAGCCUUAUUCUAAAAUGGAUUAAAUAAAUAAAAAUCCUCAGCAAUCUACACACAAUAUACCCCAUAAUAUGAACCCACGUCACCGGCACCCGUGGAGCAGCUGUAGUAGAGAGACCGAGACGGAUGCAGAGAGAGACAAAUAAUUUUACUUUCAAACUGACUGUCCUAUCUGACCAUAGGAAGAGACAGAGUGAACUAGAAUGCAGAACUGAAUGCCUCUGACACUGUUGCCCAGCUUGUCCAGUGGAGGAGACCAGCACAUGAUGCCCAUGACGUUGGGCACCACCAGUAGGAUGCCCCCUGACAAGCCCACCUAG
This is a messenger RNA of Coregonus sp. 'balchen', 63390 nucleotides long. NCBI's taxonomy places the organism in Eukaryota, Metazoa, Chordata, Actinopteri, Salmoniformes, Salmonidae. The record is from the annotation of a GenBank genome assembly.